AUGGGCGAGGCAGAAGCCGGUGAUGGAUUUAUCAGGAUGGUGAAAUCAGAGGCAAAAAAUAUUUAAUGCGAUCCUGAGCGUUUUCUUCUGUGCUGUACAGGGUCAAUCUCGGCCCAGAGCAACGCGCCUUCCUUCCCCCCAUUCAAAGGUCUCGCCUCCUCCGUAGCAGUAGCCAACCAUGGCCCUGGUAACCCUACAGCGCUCUCCCACCCCGAGCGCAGCAUCCACCGCCAGCACCGCCACCACCAACGCGGGGGAGGUAAGUGAAACUGCGGGAGUUGUUCCGUACUUAGGCAUCGCGGUGGAGGAAACGCCGGGGAUGCGUCCGAUGCUCACGUCCCUCAUCCACUAGGCCCAACAUUGCAGAGUACGCUUUCAGUUGUCAAUAUAAUAUUUUGCAAUUUAGUGACAUCUUUUAUUUAACACGGCAAGACUGUUUUGUAUGGACAUAAUUUAAUAGACUUUAUGGAAUCCAUCUGUUUAGAAUGGUGAAAUAGUCCAGCCCCGCGUUAUUAGCUUCUAAACAAAAUCUGAGCCGGGGAUUAGUUACCAGAACAAUGCAUUAAUUGCAUGUGGCAGCAUUUUAUUUCUGCCUUCAGUUUGUGUGGUUUAAAGACAAAUAGGCGUUUAUACAGCUAGGUACUUUAAUUAAAGCAUUAUCUCAGGACUUUGCAUAUAUUUUUAAGUAAUGACAUUUGUUUAAAUUCCUUGCUUCAGUUUGCAUAUGGAAUAUACUAUAGAGUGAGAUUCAUCAGAAUUGUGCAGCUACCUGCCUAGUGAUGUGCGCCAUGACAUCAUUAGCGAGUCAGGGAUGUUGCGGUUGGUACCCGCUCCUUUCAAGGGUUUAAAUCACUGUCAAAAUACUGCCGUGGCAGGUGUGAGUUUUAUAUUUAAAAACAUAUGAGAUCAUAGAUAGUGACAUGGUAUGGCCAGUAGAGAGCACUGAUACACUGUAUACAAUGCAAGUGUAUUGCACGUUUAAAACCUAAUGUAAAGCAUCUCCUUCUUCAUGUCCCAUAAGUUCAGUUUAAACAUACUGUGGUUCAUCACUCUGAUUUUGCUAAUAAAGCAUAUUAUGCAUUUGUUUAGACCAUGACUUUCAAAAGCGAAUGAAUCCAUCAUUGCUUGAAUUCCUGUCGAAGCAGGCAGUUGCGCACAAACACACACAUGGCUGACUGCUGCAGAAAUGAUGUCAUACUAAUUACAUCAUUAAAGAUACUGCUGCAGAAAUGAUUUAAAACUGAGUUGGUGACCUACUGUAUAUAAACCUGUAUACCUCUCAUUUAUAUCUGAAAGUAUCUAGAUUACAAUUGCUACAAGUGACUGAUUUUAGUUUGAGCUGUAGUAUUAAAUAGCCUCUUCGGCAUCAGAUCCACAGAUCAAGCACAGUCUAGGCCUAUGUACUCUUUUCAACACUGUAACCUGUCAUGGAAUGCAGAGAGAGCUUUAUACAGGUCUCUUACUUCAUGCAACAAACAACAACCACUCUGCCCUCUGUCCUCGGGGAGGUACAGCAUUGCACUCACUGCUACUGGUACAGAAGGCCCAAUGUCUAGCCUAUAUUUAGUUACUUGUCCACAGAUCAAAAGCAUCACUUAGUGAUGGUCUAUAUAGCCAUAACUCUAAAGGAAAGGAAUCUCUCUGAUGUCUCCACCAGUCGAUGGGAAUCUUCUCAGUCAUUGUACUAUGACAUUGUGAUGAGGUAUGGUAGCAAGGGGAGCAUGGAAGGACAUAACAGGGCAUACGGGUCAUGUGCUGCUGUUGCGCAAUCCAUGCUACUGUACUGUCUGCACAGCCUUGAUGGAAGGGUUUCUGGUUCAUGUUUCUAGUGGGCCUACAGUGUAUGUAACAUUUCUCGCUGUCUUUGUCUUGCAGGAAUUAGGGCGUGAUGAUGACCGGAGAGCAAAUCAGAGGUAAGCCUCCCCCUCCCCCAUUCUCUCCCUGAAAAAACAUAUAUAUUUUAAUCUAGAAAAAGUAGUUUGUUUGUUUUCAAAGCACUCUUAAAGUACAGUGACGUGAUCUAUAUGGAAAACAUUCUUGCCCUCCCUAGGUGCCUGGCUAAAUGACUAUAGGGCUCUAUGUCCAGCUGCAUAUUGGGGGUCGAAGGUCAGCUAUUAUAUUUCCCUGAGAAGCUGUGCAUGCACAUGCAUUAGGGGAUGCAGUAAUGUAUAUUAAGGAUCUGUUGUGCUCCAUUUGGGGGAGGGGUUGGUAUACAUUUAUUUGGCCAGGAAAUCUGUGUGUUUCCCAAGGCCUAUGGACAUUGACCCCUGACCCUGGUCCUGGUGUCAGUGGGAAUUCCAGGACUGGCUUACAGUAGGAAGCCACCAGGAAUGUCCUGAAGAAAUAACAUGGACACUGGUCCUGAAUUACACAUAUUGUAGGCCUAUGUAGGUAAAUAUGAAUAAUAUAUUAUUCCUGCAUUAAUGUUAUAUCCAUUAAGGAGCAUAGUAUAACUAUUAUUCAAUUAAUGAGCGCUUGCAAAAGAGAUGGAACAUCCCACACCAUUGCAGUCCAUGACAGUUCACAUGGAAUGUCCCCAUCAGGGGACCAGAUGUAGGCCUAGUUGUGUCAAGGGUAAUAACAGUGAUAAUGGUCUAACCCUCAGUUACCAUUCCCAUUAACCGCCAUUAUACAUUCCAACAAACCAGAAACACUAUCCAGCUGUAUUGCAGAGCUGGAAGUGAAUAGCACAGGUGGAAUCCUCUACUCAGCUACAGCAGGAUGUGAUGUCAUGGUGUUGUGCCGGAGCUUGUUUUGUUCUAGAGUUUCUUCUGUCAGAGUUUCUUGGAAAGAGAGUUGAUAAUACCUUUUUGGCCAUGCUGUUGUAGUAGGCCUAGUGUUGGCUGCACACUAAUUUCUCUAGUCCAACCUGGCUGGGCCAGGGGGGUCUCAGCCUUACACAACAGCUUCCCCCAUCUGGUAGACAUGACACACACAGUGUGGGUUGAGAUUAUAACAUUGAUAAGGUAGAUUAGAUUCUUGGUGGUACAUGGCAGAUAGAGGAAUGUUUGAAAGGUGGUAUAGAGAGCGAUUUUGAUUAUGUAAAAUCUUGCUUCAGAGCUGCUUCUGCCUGCAAAAAAGGUAGGAUGAGAAGGUAAAAACACAACAAAUGAUUGAUAUGAGUGGUUUUGCAUCAUUGCAUUCUAUUUUUUAGUUAAACGGCUAAAGCAAAGACAUUUAACUUGAUAGUGAUAAAUAGUCACCAGAGAAAUGCUGUAGGGCGGAAUAGUCACACCAUUGAUUAUUGAAGAGUCUGUUUUUGAAGUGGCCCAGUCUACAUUAGAGCUGCUCCUCUUGUCCUCUCUCAGACCCAGUGAUGUCAGCGAGUCUGCCUCUCUGAGGGCCAUACUGUAUCAGUCAGGCAGAAACCUGAACCACAUUUACCCUCGGUUGUCACAGUACCCUGCCUGCCUCAGCCAGAAAACCCAAGCACCAGACAGGGUUAUGCAGCAGCCAAAGGGAGGUGUGUGUGUGUGUGUGUGUGUGUGUGUGUGUGGGCAGACACUUUUAAAGGGAAGAUCUCCUUGGUGUGUGUGUGUUGUCUAACUAGCAGCUUGCGUAAAUUGCUUGACACUGGCAUUGGAUAUGUGUUCUGUGAAGGAGUUAUGGUUCAUACAAAGUUAAAUAUGCCACUCAAUGUGUAGUUUCCUUUGGCUCAGUGACUCAUCAGAGAUCCUUUGGGAUCUUACACGUCAAACAGCCUCCACUCACUCUACAGAUGUGUGCUCUGUAGACUGAAGCUGAGGCAAGCUAGAUUCCCUGCCACCCAACCCAGCCAAUGUUUUGUGUCGGGAGUUGCGGAGGGAGUUCUGAUUGCUCAAGUGCGCACUGUGAGGAGGAGAUAAGCUGCUGCUAAUGGUCGGGGGUUGAGGCAGGAAGCAGAGCUGAACAGACACAGCAGAAGUCUGAAGUCUGAUCCUCACAACCCAGACGGGCAGGAGGGAGAGACGGACGCACCAGACCAAGACAGGAUACAUCAUCAGACUAGUUGAACCCUUCUGCACCUUUUUACAGGGAAAAAAGAAACCCAGGGCAAUAUCGGUUAUUAUGCUUUGGAAACCAAAUUUGUUUUUGAGGCACAAUUCUUGUGAAUGUAUUUUUUGCACGUGGAUGUACUAUGAAGCUAUAAGGGUGGAGGAGAUGUUGUGAAGAAGCCAGUAGACACCAGAGAGCUACUGAGGGAGAGAUCCAGUAACAGCAUCAGGAUGCAUCUUGUGGUGGAGCCUUCACAGGAAGCCGUGCUUACCAUGCUGCCUCACUUUGUGGAGAACGCAGUCCUGACUCAGAGAGAGAUCUGCCGAAUGUAAGUCCUCCACUCACUCAAGGAGAAGCAAUCCUGAGUGUAUCUCUCACUGGCAUUAUUACCUUGAUAAGAGGUAGCACAAUGGCGAAGAUGGUUUGAAUGGUUGAAACUUGUAAGUGUGCACCCAGUAUUUUCUGUAUUAGUCAUUGGUAUAAAAGUGUAACAUUUUAUUUUUAUAGCUCUGUGGGUUUUUUUCCAGGGUUGACAACUUAUUUUUUCUUAUACAUAAAUACAAAGUGUACUUUAAUCUUACAUUUGAUCGUACUGUUAGAAUUGCUUACAGGUAUUGUUUUAAUGGCUGUCUAGAUUUCUUCUUGAGUGUUCCUUUUAGAAGUCUACAGUUCACAGCUGUCUUACGGUGCGUUUACACGGGCAGCCUAAGUCUGAUCUUUUUCCACUAAUUGGCCUUUUAACCAAUCAGAUCAGCUGUUUUGUCAAUAAUAAAAUACAUCAGAAUUGGGCUGUCUGUAAACGCAGCCUUAGAAACAUAGGGACAGGCUCUGAUUGUUCUCAGUAAUAGUGUAAUGGACGGAUCAACAGUAGCUGGAGCCUUUUCAAUAAACCUCUCUCUUUAGGUCUAUACAUCCAUCUGUGAUUGAUAUUCAGUACAUCCCAUUUACAGUACAUCAGCCAUUUUGAAGAUGAGCUAUUAUGUAACCAACUGAUUUUUAUAUGGUACCCCACCCAACUCUGACCUCUUGACUGAGGCCACCCUCAUCAUCAUCAUCCUCCUCCUCAUCUUUUCAGGACAUUCUGAAAAUGAACAAUGCUACGUAAUGAUAACAGCGGGGCAGAAACAAAAGGUCUUGUGACGGACCCACUCUGUCAUACCAGGCUUUGUUUGUGGUGGCAGAGCGAGCAGGCAGGCUGCCUGUUAACAAAGCCCAGCUCUGUUCCUCCUGGUCAAUGUUGUGGCCAGCAAACGCCCAGCUCUGUUCCUCCUGGUCAAUGUUGUGGCCAGCAAACGCCCAGCUCUGUUCCUCCUGGUCAAUGUUGUGGCCAGCGAACACCUGGCUCUCUUUCUCCUGGUCAGUGUUCUGUCCAGCAGACGCCUAGCUCUGUUCUUCCUGGACAUUGCUUAGUCCAAGGAAAACCUAGCUUUUAUCCGGGGGUGGUCAGUGCCUCCAGCACAUGGGUUAGGGCAGUCAGGAGAGCCCAUCCCUGGCAAGAGAAGGGAGAGAUGGAUGGUGCUGGCUGAAGAGGGAAAGGCAAAGGAAAUAUUUCAGUGGUGGGCACAAUUAUCUGCCCACCGAUAGGUGAGGAGACCUAACUACGUUCUGUCAGUUCAUUAAGGUCAGGAGACCUAACCACGUUCUGUCAGUUCAUUAUCUGAGGGAAAUAUUUCAUAAAGGAAAGGUCUGCUCACAUUUACUUACUGAUGAGUUCAGGAACAUCCUUUCCUUCUAGUCACUGAACCUUGGAAAAGCAAUUAACAGCCAUCCCACCCUGCCUCUUCUUCCCACUGUAGCUCUGCUCUCUGAUUCUACCCUCUGUGCAUUCUACAUCUCCAGGUCAUUUGUCUCCAUUCCUGGAGAAAAAUAGCCUCACUCAUUGACAAGUGAGAAGAUUACUGUGGGUUGGACAGUUAAUUGAACCACAUCAGCCUUAGGAGAGUCUGCAGCAGGGCAUCCACAUUCCACCUGAUCAUUUUCAAUGGAUGUUUUGCCUCCCUGAAGUGAACGCACCGGUGAUUGCAUAGUCUGUCAAAGACAUCAUGGAAAGGAAAGUAGGCUAUGGCUGGGUAGUUUUGUGACAACAGACAUACUGUUCAUCUGUAGAUCUACUUAAAUGGAGCACAACUAAACAGGGAAGAGACACCAGGCAGGUGUAGAAAGGAGUGACUAUUUCAAAUGUCCUCUCUGGUCUAGAGUAGAACGCCAUACUACUUACUAUAGGUACUGUGGAGUGCAGUGUGCAGUGUGCCACAGACCGUGCUUAAACUGUUGAAGCAGUACAAUGAUUUGUCCAACACGCUAUUCAGAUAUGCUGAUGAUCUGUUGCCUAUUUUCAGUACAGUAUGUACUCUUUCUUUCACUUCUCUAAUGAAUGCUUCCCCUUCUGUGUGCUACAACAUCAAACCACUAGAAACCCUAUUUCCCUGUCUGUCUGUCUGUCUAUGUUUCAGCCUCAGCGAGAGCUUCUUCAUGGUCAAAGGAGCUGCCCUCUUCCUGCAGCAGGGCACCAAUGCACAGGGACCCAAGACCCCUACACACCACAAACACACAGGUAAAUACACUGGCACGCAACAAACACGCACUGGACCCAUUGUUCAGUGAACCGUGACAAUGCCACUGCUAAAGUUCUAUGCAAAGACAAGGUAAUAUUUGCUGAGGUUGGCUUGGCCUUUGUGGUUGAGCCUGUAUUCAACCCAUAUUCACUGAAGGAUUACCUGGCCUUUGACUGCCCUCGAGGCAGGUACUUGUCUGCUUUUAGCUUUGAUAUGGUUGUCAAAGUAGGUCCAAGUGUGACCCUAGAGCCUUCCUAGUAACCCGGUGAUGUCACACAAAGAAAGGGAGAAGACAAACCACACAAAAAGGGGCUUUGUAGAUCCUGCUUGUUUGAUUUUCCCAUCAAGAUGUUACAUAAACUCAUCAAGCUGGACAAACCAGCCUGCAACGCAUCUGAUGUUACCACAGUGGUGUGUAUACGUACGGGUAGGCCUAUGGGUGUGUACCUGUGUGUGAUGCAGCAUGUCUCAUAACAGGGUUGUUGUUGAGAUUAGUUAGAUGGGGGAAUGCUAUCACCUCAUUUGGAGUCCAAACACACCCCUCCCCUCUCCUCCCCUAUGAUAUGCAGGUUAAUCACAAGAUCAUCACCAGACGUUCAAGUCAAUGUUUAGCUCUGAUAAACCUGGCAUGUAUUUAUCUGUGUGUUUACGCAAAUGACAGACUGUUUCUGCAUGUUUGUAUCGGUUUAGCCGAGAGUUGUCCUUGAGAUUAGAUGUUCUGGUACACCAUUCCCAUUUAUUUUCAUGUCUUGUCAUGAGAUGUUCAGGCUCUGCUCUGCCAUGUGUAACUUCAGUACAGACGUGUUGUUGUGACGGGUAUUGGAUCACCCUGCAGGUGGGCCUAAUCAGAGGUACCAGUCUAAGUAGGGGCCUGGAUAGCCGAGCUGGACACAGUUAUACAGUAUGUCUGAUUAGGUAGAUAGGUUUGCUUGAUCUGGAUUAUGGUAUGCGGUUCUCUUCUCUCCCAGGUGACUUACCUCGACACCUGCAGGUCAUGAUUAACACCAUCCGCUCUGAGGACCGCAUUAAACUGGUGAGUCAAAUCCCCAUAAGGUACAUCUAAGAUGUACAUACCAUCCAUUUUGAUUGACACAGAUGCUACACAGUGUAACCUAUUCCUCCUGCUGUUCCCCAGGCUGUACGGUUAGAGAGUGGUUGGUCUGACCGUGUACGGUACAUGGUUGUGGUCUACACCAGCGGUCGCCAGGACACAGAGGAGAAUAUCCUGCUAGGGAUGGACUUCACCGAUAAGGACAGGUACCCGUCUUUCCUCCUUAGCCAGCAGUAAUACAAUACAAUGUGGUUUGUUGUUAUCGUAGGGUAAUAAUCUAUUCCGUUGCAUUAUUCCUAGUAAAAGCUGCUCUAUCGGGAUGGUGCUACCACUAUGGAGUGAUACGAAGAUCCAUUUAGAUGGAGAUGGGUAAGUGCUACUCUUCUUCUUCUACAUACUGAGUGUACAAAACAUUAAGCUAUUUCCAUGACAGACUGACCAGGUGAAUCCAGGUGAAAGCUAUGAUCCCUUAUUGAUGUCACUGGUUAAAUCCACUUCAAUCAGUGUAGAUGAAGGGAAGGAGACCGGUUAAAGAAGGAUUUUUAAGCCUUGAGGCAACUGAGACAUGGAUUGUGUAUGUGUGCCAUUCAGAGAGUGAAUGGGCAAGACAAAAAAUGGAAGUGCCUUUGAACGGGGUAUGGUAGUAGGAGCCAGGCACACCGGUUUGUGUCAAGAACUGCAACGCUGCAGGGUUUUUCACGCUCAACAGUUUCCCAUGUGUGUGAAGAAUGGUCCACCACCCAAAGGACAUCCAGCCAACUUGACACAACUGUGGGAAGCAUUGGAGUCAACAUGGGCUAGGAUCCCUGUGGAACGCUUUCGACACCUUGUAGAGUCCAUGCCCCAACGAAUUGAGACUGUUCUGAGGACAAAAGUGGGGGGCUGCAACUCAGCAUUAGGAAGGCGUUCCUAAUGUUUGGUAUACUCAGUGUAUACCCUCACAUACAGUACCAGUCAAAAGUUUGGCCACACCUACUCAUUCCAGGGUUUUUCUUUAUUUUUAAAAUGUUCUACAUUGUAGAAUAAUAGUGAAGACAUCAAAACUAUGGAAACCUGUAAUGCAUUUCAAUUAACAGGUGUGCUUUGUUAAAAGUUAAUUUGUGGAAUUUCUUUCCUUCUUAAUGCGUUUGAGCCAAUCAGUUGUGUUGUGACAAGGUAGGGGUGGUAUACAGAAGAUAGCCCUAUUUGGUAAAUCUUCUGUAUACCACCCCUACCUUGUCAUGAAGCUGGUUGAGAUUAUGCCAAGAGUGUGCAAAGUUGUCAAGGCAAAGGGUGGCUACUUUGAAGAAUCUCAAAUAUAAAAUAUAUCUUGAUUUGUUUAACACUUUUUGGGUUACUACAGUGAGGGAAAAAAGUAUUUGAUCCCCUGCUGAUUUUGUACGUUUGCCCACUGACAAAGAAAUGAUCAGUCUAUAAUUUGAAUGGUAGGUUUAUUUGAACAGUGAGAGACAGAAUAACAACAAAAAAAUCCAGAAAAACUCAUGUCAAAAAUGUUAUAAAUUGAUUUGCAUUUUAAUGAGGGAAAUAAGUAUUUGACCCCUCUGCAAAACAUGACAUAGUACUUGGUGGCAAACCCUUGUGGGCAAUCACAGAGGUCAGACGUUUCUUGUAGUUGGCCACCAGGUUUGCACACAUCUCAGGAGGGAUUUUGUCAUACUCCUCUUUGCAGAUCUUCUCCAAGUCAUUAAGGUUUUGAGGCUGAUGUUUGGCAACUCGAACCUUCAGCUCCCUCCACAGAUUUUCUAUGGGAUUAAGGUCUGGAGACUGGGUAGGCCACUCCAGGACCUCAAUGUGCUUCUUCUUGAGCCACUCCUUUGUUGCCUUGGCCGUGUGUUUUGGGUCAUUGUCAUGCUGGAAUACCCAUCCACGACCCAUUUUCAAUGCCCUGGCUGAGGGAAGGAGGUUCUCACCCAAGAUUUCACGGUACAUGGCCCCGUCCAUCGUCCCUUUGAUGCGGUGAAGUUGUCCUGUCCCGUUAGCAGAAAAACACCCCCAAAGCAUAAUGUUUCCACCUCCAUGUUUGACGGUGGGGAUGGUGUUCUUGGGGUCAUAGGCAGCAUUCCUCCUCCUCCAAACACAGCGAGUUGAGUUGUUGCCAAAGAGCUCGAUUUUGGUCUCAUCUGACCACAACACUUUUACCCAGUUCUCCUCUGAAUCAUUCAGAUGUUCAUUGGCAAACUUCAGACGGGCCUGUAUAUGUGCUUUCUUGCGCAGGGGGACCUUGCGGGCACUGCAGGAUUUCAGAGUUUCACGGCGUAGUAUGUUACCAAUUGUUUUCUUGGUGACUAUGGUCCCAGCUGCCUUGAGAUCAUUGACAAGAUCCUCCCGUGUAGUUCUGGGCUGAUUCCUCACCAUUCUCAUGAUCAUUGCAACUCCACGAGGUGAGAACUUGCAUGGAGCCCCAGGCCGAGGGAGAUUGACAGUUAUUUUGUGUUGCUUCCAUUUGCGAAUAAUCGCACCAACUGUUGUCACCUUCUCUCCAAGCUGCUUGGCGAUGGUCUUGUAGCCCAUUCCAGCCUUGUGUAGGUCUACAAUCUUGUCCCUGACAUCCUUGUAGAGCUCUUUGGUCUUGGCCAUGGUGGAGAGUUUGGAAUCUGAUUGCUUCUGUGGACAGGUGUCUUUUAUACAGGUAACAAGCUGAGAUUAGGAGCACUCCCUUUAAGAGUGUGCUCCUAAUCUCAGCUCGUUACCUGUAUAAAAGACACCUGGGAGCCAGAAAUCUUUCUGAUUGAGAGGGGGUCAAAUACUUAUUUCCCUCAUUAAAAUGCAAAUCAAUUUCUAACAUUUUUGACAUGCGUUUUCCUGGAUUUUUGUUGUUAUUCUGUCUCUCACUGUUCAAAUAAACCUACCAUUAAAAUGAUAGACUGAUCAUUUCUUUGUCAGUGGGCAAACGUACAAAAUCAGCAGGGGAUCAAAUACUUUUUUCCCUCACUGUACAUGAUUCCAUAUGUGUUAUUUCAUAGUUUUGAUGUCUUCACUGUUAUUCUACAAUGUAGAAAAUAGUAAAAAUAAAGAAACCCUUGAAUGAGUAGGUGUGUCCAAACUUUUGACUGGUAGUGUAAAUAUACAUGAAACUUUACACAAAGGUACGGUAUGUGUCACAGUACAUCACACAGACAUCAAGCUGCAUUCAGUCAUACAGUCGACCAUGAAGUAUCUCUGAUCGUUUAGCCCGUUCAAACAGCCCAGCCCUGUAAGUGACGCCGAAUGAGUUGCUCUGCCCUCCAGUGGGCAGUCCAGUCAACUACAGGCAUUUUCAUCCCUCCAUGUGGCAGACGAGUUCUUGCUGAGCUGUUAGUCAUCCCGCUCUGUGCUGGAGGAAUGUUCCAUUGGGUUGUGUCCUGAAUAGUCCCCUAAACCCUUGUAAUUCAGCCCCUAUUUGUGCUCCCAGACCUCUCUCUCUCGCUCUUUCUCUCUUUCUCUCUCUAUCCAUGAACCUAAUCCUUUAUCCUCCCAUCUUCUCUCUCCUCAGAGGAUUUAGUGUGACCACAGGAGGACGAUCGCAUGUCUUCAAGCCUGUUUCUGUGCAGGCCAUGUGGUAAGUGUCUGGUUUUUUGAUUUGAUACUGUGUUUGGGUACUUCAAAAUAUAAUUGUCUGGUGACCUUAUAUUCCCUGAAACCAUAUAGUGACAGUAUUCUACCACGUUGGUUCCAUUUUAAUAUCAACUAUCAAUGAGCGGAAAACCAUUAACCAGUAGAUUCAUUAUUCAGGCUGGUAACGCUUUGAUACUGAAAACCUAUUGACAGUGUUGAGUCCAUGCACCAUCUACUGGUCAAUAGAUGUCAGUACCAUUACAAUGUGCAUGCACUUUUCUUUUCAUUCUCAGCAGACUCAUAAUUUUCUCUGGGUUUGACAGGCCUUUAAAUGUGCUCUGAAUUUCCUGCCGUCAUUAAAAAAUCUAUUAUCAAAAGACUGACUCUCUGUAUAAUCAGAUAAGUGUAACAGCUUCUGAAUAGUUGCUGUUGUGAACCUGUAUUAUGACUGAGAGCUUCUUCUACCUGUGUGUCUUCAGGUCUGCCCUGCAGAUCCUCCAUAAGGCAAGUGAGGUGUCUCGCAGGCACAACUACUUCCCCGGGGGCAUGGCCCUCACCUGGAUGGGCUUCUAUGAGAGCUGUAUCACCUCUGAGCAGAGCUGCAUCAACGAGUGGAACGCUAUGACUGACCUGGAGACCAUGCGGCCCGACUCACCUGCCAUGUUCGUCGAACGGUAAGACCUGAAUCAUCUGGUUUCGUAAGAUUCAGUUAAAUUGUUUUUCCUAUGAUUCAUUUCAAUUUACAGUUGCACUACCUUCUGAGAUUGGUAAUCUGUCCAUCAGAUUCAUCAGGGUGUUAACCGGGCCUUUUUUGUUUAAAUCAAAAGUGAUAAAUGUGUUGGUUACAUUCAUAAUUGAAUGUAUAUAUUGACUUAUGUUGUGUUGUUCAGGCCAACGGAGAGAGAGAGAACAGAGUGUGCAAUCAAAGCUAAACUACGCAGCAUCAUGAUGUUCCGUGACCUGGAGAAUGUCACUUCCAAGGAGGUAUGUGUCUCCACUCACCAGGCUUUGUAGGGGCACACAGAUCGGUUUGUUGUGACAACUAAUUCUGCAUGGUAUAAGUCCCAUAGUGCAGCCUAAUACCGGUUAUAUCCCCCCCUCUCAGAUCCGUGUGGAGCUAGAGCAGCAAAUGAGCUGUAACCUGAAGGAGUACAAAGAGUUCCUUGACAACGAGAUGCUGCUGAUCCUGGGUCAGAUGGACAAAGCCACUCUCAUCUUUGACCACCUCUACCUGGUGAGAACUUUUCCCUAACUUUACAUCCUAAUUGUCUCUUUGUAUCCCUAACACUAACUAGUAACUACAGUCCUCCUCGCUAACCUCUGAACUACUGCCACAACUCUAUUACUGUAACCCUGGUGUAGUUAGUUAGUUUGACCUUUGUAACCUGAUGGAGUAAGUUGUCUUGAUAUUCAUUCCUCUGUGUUUGUGUCUUCUCUAGGGCUCGGAGUGGAAUGCCUCCAAUCUAGAGGAACUACGGGACUGUGGGUGAGUGGGAGUCUCACAAACACUAAAGCUAUGUCUCUAGAACUGCUCCCUAACCACCACUGCUCCCUAACCACCAGCCCUGGCUCACGGACAUAGUGUUGUAUUAUUCUGUAUUCCCAUGCCAAGGACAAUAAUGUACAGUAUCGGUCAAAACUUUGGACACUUACUCAUUCCAGGGUUUUUCUUAAUUUGUACUAUUUUCUACAUUAUAGAAUAAUAGUGAAGACAUCAAAACUAUGAAAUAACACAUGGAAUCAUGUAGUAACCAAAAAAGUGUUAAACAAAUCAAAAUAUAUUUUAUAUUUGAGAUUCUUCAAAGUAGCCACCUUUUGCCUUGAUGACAGCUUUGCACACUCUUGGCAUUCUCUCAACCAGCUUCAUGAGGUAGUCACCUGGAAUGCAUUUCAAUUAACAGGUGUGCCUUGUGGAAUUUAUUUCCUUCUUAAUGCUUUUGAGCCAAUCAGUUGUGUUGUGACAAGGUAGGGGUAGUAUACAGAAGACAUCCCUAUUUGGUAAAAGACCAAGUCCAUAUUAUGGCAAGAACAGCUCAAAUAAGCAAAGAGAAACGACAGUCCAUCAUUACUUUGAGACAUGAAGGUCAGUCAAUACGGAAAAUGUCAAGAACUUUGAACGUUUCUUCAAGUGCAGUCGCAAAAACCAUCAAGCGCUAUGAUGAAACUGGCUCUCAUGAGGACCGCCACAGGAAAGGAAGGCCCAGAGUUACCUCUGCUGCAGAGGAUAAGUUCAUUAGAGUUAACUGCACCUCAGAUUGCAGCCCAAAUAAAUGCUUCACAGAGUUCUAGUAACAGACACAUCUCAACAUCAACUGUUCAGAGGAGACUGUGUGAAUCAGGCCUUCAUGGUCAAAUUGCUGCAAAGAAACCACUACUAAAGGACACCAAUAAGAAGAAGAGACUUGCUUGGGCCAAGAAACACGAGCAAUGGACAUUAGACUGGUGGAAAUCUGUCAUUUGGUCUGAUGAGUCCAAAUUUGAGAUUUUUGGUUCCAACCGCCGUGUCUUUGUGAGACACAGAGUAGGUGAACGGAUGAUCUCCGCAUGUGUGGUUCCCACCAUGAAGCAUGGAGGAGGAGGUGUUAUGGUGUAGGGGUGCUUUGCUGGUGAUACUGUCUGUAAUUUAUUUAGAAUUCAAGGUACACUUAACCAGCAUGGCUACCACAGCAUUCUGCAGCGAUAUGCCAUCCCAUCUGGUUUGCGCUUAGUGGGACUAUCAUUUGUUUUUCAACAGGACAAUGAUCCAAAACACACCUACAGGCUGUGUAAGGGCUAUUUGACCAAGAAGGAGAGUGAUGGAGUGCUGCUUCAGAUGACCUGGCCUCCACAAUCCCCCGACCUCAACCCAAUGGAAAUGGUUUGGGAUGAGUCGGAAGGCAGAGGUGAAGGAAAAGCAGCCAACAAGUGUCAAGCAUAUGUGGGAACUCCUUCAAGACUGUUGGAAAGCAUUCCAGGUGAAGCUGGUUGAGAGAAUGCCAAGAGUGUGCAAAGCUGUCAUCAAGGCAAAGGGUGGCUUUUUGAAGAAUCUCAAAUAUAAAAUAUAUUUUGAUUUGUUUAACACUUUUUGGGUUACUACAUGAUUCCAUAUGUGUUAUUUCAUAGUUUUGAUGUCUUCACUAUUAUUCUACAAUGUAGAAAAUAGUAAAAAUAAAGAAAAACCCUUGAAUGAGUAGGUGUGUCCAAACUUUUGACUGGUAGUGUAUGUCAGGUCAUUGUUGCAUCUUUCCUUCAAAAGACCUACCAAUACAGAAAGGUCUGUUGAAGGAACACUGAUAGCACCACUGAAUGAGAUGCUGCCCCACUGCAACGCCACCACUCUUGUCAAGAGGGCACAACAGUGCCUCUACUUCCUAAGGCAGCUGAAGAAAUUCAGCAUGCCACACCAGGUCCUCUCCAAAUACUUCCACUGCACCAUCGAGAGCGUCCUGACCAGUUGCAUCGCGGCCUGGUACGGGAAUUGCUCCGUUCACUACGGCAAGGCCCUCCAGCAGGUGGUGAAGAGGGCCCAGUACAUCACUGGGACCGUGUUCCCACCCAUCCAGGAUAUUUACUUGAAACAGUGCCUGAGGAAGGCCAGCAGCAUCGUCAAGGACACCACACACCCCAGCCACGAGCUGUUCACUCCCUUAUCGUCGGGCAGACAGUAUCGGAGCAUGAGGUCUGAUACCAUCAGACUGCCGAACACUUGAUCUGGACUGAUCACUGGCACUGAUUCUCUGCACCUUAGUAUACAUGCACUCACAUACCCACACACACAGAUAUACACUGAGUGUACAAAACAUUAAGAACACCUGCUCUUUCUAUGACAUAGACUGACCAGGUGAAUCCAGGUGAAAGCUAUGAUCCAUUAUUGAUGUCACCUGUUAAAUCCACUUCAAUCAGUGUAGAUGAAGGAGAGGAGACAAGUUAAAGAAGGAUUUUCAAGCCUUGAGGCAACUGACAUAUGGAUUGUGUAUGUGUUCCAUUCAGAGGAUGAAUGGGCAAGACAAAAGAUUUAAGUGCCUUUAAACAGGGUAUGGUAGUAGAUGCCAGGCGCACCGGUUUGUGUCAAGAACUGCAGCGCUGCUGGGUUUUUCACACUCAACAGUUUCCCGUGUGUAUCAAGAAUGGUCCACCAUAUAUUGGGGAUUGGAAAUGAUGCAGACAAUUACAUUGAUGGAAGCUACAAGCUAUCUGAAGUAUUAAAGCUGAUAUACCCCCUAUAAACAUUUAAUUAAAAAAAAAAAUAUGGUCCACCACCCAAAAUACAUCCAGUCACUUGAGACAACUGUGGGAAGCAUUGGAGUCAACAUGGGCCAGCAUCCCUGUGGAACGCUUUCGACACCUUGUAGAAUCCAUGCCCCGACGAAUUGAGGAUGUUCUGAGGGCAAAAUGGGGGAGGGGGAUGCAACUCAAUAUUAGGAAGGUGUCCUUAAUGUUUUGUACACUCAGUGUACACACAUCCACAUUAUUUGUUUUUGUUGUUGCAUUAUCGAGAAGGAACCUGCAAGUUAGCACUUUUUGUUGGACAGUGUAUACCAUGUGUAUCCUGUACAUACGACUAAUAAAACUUGAAACUUUUUUUUUUCUUGAUGCAGUGUGGGCUACAUCCUCAACGUGACCAGGGAAAUAGACAACUUCUUCCAGGGCACGUUCUCCUACCACAACAUCCGGGUGUUUGACGAGGAGGCCACGGACCUGCUGGCCCACUGGAACGAGACCUACAACUUCAUCGUCAGAGCCAAGUGAGUGCCUACUUGUCAAACAAACUAAACCCUACUUCUCGAACAGCUAACUAAAACACAUGUCUUGCAGCAUGUGAAGUAUUUACCGCAUAACAUCAAUAAAGGAAAUGUAGGGUUAUUUUAUACACUAAAACUAUGUGGAAAGCCUAGUCACUCUGGAAAAUACUUAUUCUAAAUGCACAGGGUUUUAAUGUAAAACAUAUUUGCCCCACAGGAAGAACCAGUCUAAGUGUCUGGUCCACUGUAAGAUGGGUGUGAGCCGGUCAGCCUCCACGGUCAUAGCGUAUGCCAUGAAGGAGUAUGGCUGGACUCUGGAGAAGGCCUACAACUUUGUGAAGCAGAAGAGGAGCAUCGCUCGGCCCAAUGCUGGCUUUAUGAGGCAGCUGGCCGAGUACGAGGGCAUCCUGGACGCUAGGUGAGUCCGUCAGGGUAUACUGGGGUACUAUACUGGUAUAUGCAGGUUUGUUCCAGUAUAUAACCAACUGUGCUACACGAGGAGUUUCUGCCAUUCAUUCUCACUCCACUGCAGUCAUGAGGUAUUGGUUAGUGCUAUCCUUGGGACGUCCCUACCCUAAACCACUACCCUUACCCUAAACCACUACCCUUACCCUAACCAUAAUCCUUACCUAACCUUAAUUUCAACUUCAAUGGGGUAGCAUCAGAGUUGGGACAUCCCAAGGAUACCAGGUAGCAAGGACCCUGAGGUAUUUAACUUCAUUAUGCUCAACCUAACUCGCUGCCUAGAGGUCAGGUCAAAUGUGACAGUUAAUUCACCACAGUAGCUGUCUAGAGGGGGUCAGCAAAGGUAAGCAGUCUAAGGUUAUUAGCGUAUUAUUAGGUUGGUAGAGAGACUGCAGAUCAGUGUGACUGAAUUAUCCUUAAAAAGGCUUAUUAGUGGCUAAGUAUCUCGUUAAGUACAGUGAGGGGAAAAAAGUAUUUGAUCCCCUGCUGAUUUUGUACGUUUGCCCACUGACAAAGACAUGAUCAGUCUAUAAUUUUAAUGGUAGGUUUAUUUGAACAGUGAGAGACAGAAUAACAACAACAAAAUCCAGAAAAACGCAUGUCAAAAAUGUUAUAAAUUGAUUUGCAUUUUAAUGAGGGAAGUAAGUAUUUGACCACUGUGCAAAACAUGACUUAGUACUUGGUGGCAAAACCCUUGUUGGCAAUCACAGAGGUCAGACGUUUCUUGUAGUUGGCCACCAGGUUUGCACACAUCUCAGGAGGGAUUUUGUCCCACUCCUCUUUGCAGAUCUUCUCCAAGUCAUUAAGGUUUCGAGGCUGACGUUUGGCAACUCGAACCUUCAGCUCCCUCCACAGAUUUUCUAUGGGAUUAAGGUCUGGAGACUGGCUAGGCCACUCCAGGACCAUAAUGUGCUUCUUAUUGAGCCACUCCUUUGUUGCCUUGGCCGUGUGUUUUGGGUCAUUGUCAUGCUGGAAUACCCAUCCACGACCCAUUUUCAAUGCCCUGGCUGAGGGAAGGAGGAUCUCACCCAAGAUUUGACGGUACAUGGCCCCGUCCAUCGUCCCUUUGAUGCGGUGAAGUUGUCCUAUCCCCUUAGCAGAAAAACACCCCCAAAGCAUAAUGUUUCCACCUCCAUGUUUGACGGUGUUCUUGGGGUCAUAGGCAGCAUUCCUCCUCCUCCAAACACGGCGAGUUGAGUUGAUGCCAAAGAGCUCCAUUUUGGUCUCAUCUGACCACAACACUUUCACCCAGUUCUCCUCUGAAUCAUUCAGAUAUUCAUUGGCAAACUUCAGACUGGCAUGUAUAUGUGCUUUCUUGAGCAGGGGGACCUUGCGGGCGCUGCAGGAUUUCAGUCCUUCACGGCGUAGUGUGUUACCAAUUGUUUUCUUGGUGACUAUGGUCCCAGCUGCCUUGAGAUCAUUGACAAGAUCCUCCUGUGUAGUUCUGGGCUGAUUCCUCACCAUUCCAUGAUCAUUGCAACUCCACGUGGUGAGAUCUUGCAUGGAGCCCCAGGCCGAGGGAGAUUGACAGUUCUUUUGUGUUUCUUCCAUUUGCGAAUAAUCGCACCAACUGUUGUCACCUUCUCACCAAGCUGCUUGGCGAUGGUCUUGUAGCCCAUUCCAGCCUUGUGUAGGUCUACAAUCUUGUCCCUGACAUCCUUGGAGAGCUCUUUGGUCUUGGCCAUGGUGGAGAGUUUGGAAUCUGAUUGAUUGAUUGCUUCUGUGGACAGGUGUCUUUUAUACAGGUAACAAGCUGAGAUUAGGAGCACUCCCUUUAAGAGUGUGCUCCUAAUCUCAGCUCGUUACCUGUAUAAAAGACACCUGGGAGCCAGAAAUCUUUUUGAUUGAGAGGGGAUCAAAUACUUAUUUCCCUCAUUAAAAUGCAAAUCAAUUUAUAACAUUUUUGACAUGCGUUUUCCUGGAUUUUUGUUGUUAUUCUGUCUCUCACUGUUCAAAUAAACCUACCAUUAAAAUUAUAGACUGAUCAUUUCUUUGUCAGUGGGCAAACGUACAAAAUCAGCAGGGGAUCAAAUACUUUUUUCCCUCACUGUAUGUCUGUAUAAAGCUUCCGAGUGGCGCAGCGGUCUAAGGCACUGCAUCUCAGUGCUUGAGGCGUCACUACAGACCCCCUGGUUCGAUUCCAGGCUGUAUCACAUCCAGCCAUGAUUGGGAGUCCCAUAGGGCAGUGCACAAUUGGCCCAGCGUUGUAGGCUGUCAUUGUAAAUAAGAAUUUGUUCUUAACUGACUUGCCUAGUUAAAUAAAGGUAAAAUAUUAUUUUUUUAACAUGUACUCUGUACAUAAUAUGGUUAUUCUAACCCAAUCACUUUGUGCCUCAGUAAACAGCGUCACAACAAGCUGUGGAGGCCCGAGGGAGGGGAGGACAACCCAGAUGAGGCGUCUGGCCAGUGUUGUGGUGGAGAGGAGACCCCCGUGGAGGAUGAGGCCUGGGGGGGAGAGGGCUGCGGCGCCUCGCCCUGCCAGGGCAUGGGCCUGGAGGUGGACGCCCUGGACCCUCUCAACUACAACUACUACUUCAGACGGCUGUCGGACACGGCCCUGGACAGCGAACCCUCCACCCCAGUGCGCGGCCCUCCCCUGCUGGGCAUGGAAAGGGUGUUCAUCGAGAUCGAGGAUGUGGAGAGGGACGCCCUUCUGGAGGACGAGGGCUUCCCCAUGGCCCAGCUGGCUCUGCCUGGGGAGGGCACCGCCGCCCAGACCUGUGGGGGCCGCCUGGAGCCCCUGGAGGACAUGAGGCUACGUCUGGAGUUCAGCACGGUGGAGGAGGAGGACGAGGAGGAGGUGCAGAAGGAGGAGGCGGAGAUGGCUGCCCUGGCCCGGACUCCUGCAGGAGGAGAGGGAGCGACGGAGGACGAGGAGCGGAAGGAUCAGGCCAACGUGAACCGCUUCAACAACGAGAACGCCAACAACAGUAACCGUCUGGCUGCCAAGCGCAGCUGCCCCGCUGCCUUCGACGUGAGUGGGACAGUAAUUAGCUACCUGUAUAUAUAAGAAUUUUGAUGUAACAGUUCGGUUACUUUUAACUUGAACUGGCUUGGGGUUAGGGUCAAGAUAUUAAGCCUAUAAUUGUAAUGCUGUAAGUGUAGUGUUUCUGUCAUUAUUUGAUCCCAUUUCAUUUCAGGGAUCAUCAUCUUAUAGGUGUCAUAAUCUGUGUUUUAUUAGCUUCGAGACCUUAAUCAGGUAAUGUCCUUGGUCCAUUAACCUGUCACUCUGUCUGUGCCUGACCAUGCAUUCCCACUCGCUCUCUAUUUCUUCUGUUUAGGACAGUGCUAGCACAGGAAACCCUUACAAAGUGAAGCCCUCCUACCAGUCGUGUAAAGACUGCCUGCGUCUGCCACCAGGGCGGCGCUGUGAGCGCCCGGCAGGAGGACGCACCCACCGCCUUAACCCCACACGCCACUGCGGGGUGGUCCCCACCAUCUCCAUAGACCCCCCUGGCACCCACUUCGCCAACACCCCCACCCCCCACUCCCCCUGUGCCCUCCCUGCCACCAUUGCCCGCCUGGAGGCCUACCGCCAGCGGCUGGUGUCGCCCAUGAGCUGCGAGGAGCUUCCCCGAGACAGACACUGCUCCCUGGAGACUGAGGACAUGGACGAGCUGCAGGAGGAAGAAGAGGAAGAGCAGGAGCCAAAGCCAGGCAGGGAGGCGGGGACAGGAGCCAUCACAGAGCUCACGUUUAUGAAGCUCAGCUUGGAGGGGGAGAGGCCAGCGGGUCAGCCUCCUGGUGUGGAGUUGCAGUCUGCUGGGGUGGAGAUGGAGCCUCCUGGUGGUGGAGUGGAGACACAGCAGGAGGCCCUGGCCCAGCUACAGAGGACAGGGCUGGAGCUGGGGCGGGUGAGGCAGAGAGCAGAGCAGCUGGAGAGGCUCUUAGGCCUGGCCAUGGAAGGUCCACUCUCAGGGGCUGGGCUGUCUGACCAGAUAGACCUGAGCUUGGCGGUAGAGGAGAUGGAGAUGGAGGGGGAUGUAAGGGUGCAUUCUAAAACCCCCAUCCCCUCUACCAGCUGUGCAGUCACAGCCGCAGACCCCCAGAUGAACACCACCCCAGUGUCGUACCCCCAGUGGUCCACCCAGACUUGGACCCCUGUGUCCUCCCCCCACGGCUCCACCCUCACCCGGAGCUCCAGCAGCGACAGCCUCCACAGCAACCGCGGGGGACACCCAGACCUGGUCAGGCCGCGCACCCAGGAGAUAGAGACCCGCAUGAGGCUGGCCGGCCUGACCGUCCCCUCCCUGCUCAAACGCUCUAGCUCCCUGGCCAAGUUGGGAGGCCUCACUUUCUCCACAGAGGACCUCUCAGACCUGGCUGAUGAUCAGGCCCAGCUGUUCUCCACCGUGCCCCCAACCCUCUGAGCCUCCAUCCACCCCCUGAAGCUGACUGUGUUUCCAGUGUCUCUCCUCCAGACAGGUUCCAUGUGUCUAAACUCCAGACAGUGUCAGAGCAGAGGGAGCAGGUUUGAAGGAGAAGGGAUACAUUUGCCAGGUGUGCUAGAGGUGUCCUGGAGACAUGCCUGAGACAUAUUAGCAGCAUGUUGGCUGGAAGAAAGAAAAGUAACUAAAGAAUUCCUAUUCCUAUUAUAGACUGAGUGUACAAAACAUUAAGAACACCUUCCUAAUAUUGAGUUCACCCCCCCCCUUUGCCCUCAGAACAGCCUCAAUUCGACGGGGCAUGGACUCUACAAGGUGUCGAAAGCGUUCCACAGGGAUGCUGGCCCACGUUGACUCCAAUGCUUCCCACAGUUGUGUCAAGUUGGCUGGUUGUCCUUUGGGUGGUGGACCAUUCUUCAUACACACAGCAAACGGUUGAGCGUGAAAAAACCCUGCAGCGUUGGAGUUUGACACUCAAACCGGUGCGCCUGGCACCUACUACCAUACCCUGUUCAAAGGCACAAUCUUUUGUCUUGCCCAUUCACCCUCUGAAUGGCACACAUACUCAAUCCAUGUCUCAAUUGUCUCAAGGCUUAAAAAUCCUUCUUUAACCUGUCUCCUCCCCUUCAUCUACACUGAUUGAAGUGGAUUUAACAAGGGACCAUAGCUUUCACCUGGAUUCACCUGGUCAGUCUGUCAUGGAAAGAGCAGGUGUUCCUAAUGUUUUGUACAGGCAGUGUACAUGUACUGUCUGUUUAUCAAUCCAAAUAAGAUCUACUAUUGGAGAAGAACCACUCGAAGGAGCUCAAUGAAUGUGUGCAACUGAGCCUCUGUUUUGAUUCAUUCAACAUCUCAUGUGCCCCUGAGCAUCUCGUGCCCCUGUGCAUCUCAUGUUCCCCUGAGCAUCUCGUGCCCCUGAGCAUCUCGUGCCCCUGUGCAUCUCAUGUGCCCCUGAGCAUCUCAUGCCCAUGAGCAGACUGACUGUUGAAGAUUGAAUCCUCAUUUACUGUACAUUCCUCCCUUGUUACAAGCUGUUUUUGUGUCACCGAACAACUUAAUCAUAUGAGCAUCUUCCUGACUCUUCAAGCAAAGCAUCUCAAGACUAUUUUGGUCCAAUACUGUUUUUGUUGGCUUGCCUCCUCAAUGACUGGCUCAACCAGCCCUCCUCCAUUGAGGUACUUAAUGUAAUAAUGUCUUGAGAAGUGGUCAAAAGUCCAAUCAUAAGUCUAGUGUUACACAAGGUGUUCUCGUCGUGACUAGAGCUUCCUCAUGGGGAUCACGCAUGCUAUGGAUGAUGGGAAGAAACACAGUUAGAGAAGAAAUAUUGACAUUUUCUCCUGGAUUAAUUUCUGUUUCUUUGAGGUAGUUUAGAGGGAGUAUAUAAACUUUGGUUUGGUUUAGUUUUGCCACAGCUGGACUUUCACCACUGCUGUGCAAUGGCAAUAGGUACAGUAGUUCAAUGAUCUGAUUGAGAACUCAUCCUCAUGCUUGUAUGGUUUGAUAGGAUUUGUGGGCAACUGAAAGAGUUCAAAUGGUUUUGGGACAGGGUUUUACAACACUGCAUUAAUCUACUGUACCACUGAUUAUCCUCUGCCCCCCCCCCCUUCUCUCCAGACCAGCUGUAGUCAAAGCCAUAAUGUGUCUGACACCAUGACUUUCUUCCAUCAUCCCUUCAUCACUCUCAAAAGGCAAUCAAAUACAGUAGGUCAAGAUUUUCUGACUGUUUAGCAUUGGCAUCAACAUUUAUCUUCUACAUGCUAGUACAUACUCUCCUCCCCUUUCUGUUCACACCUUUGUGAUACUGCACAGUAGAUGUAGAAGCUUUGAUAACCGGCUUUAUUCAACUGUCAUUGUGCCACAGCAACAGAGUAACAUUGGACUACCUUUCUUUGUACUGUUAAAAAAACUCAUACAUUGAUCUGCAUAAGCUAUACAAGACAACACCUUUGACUCUCUGAAGGCCCAGGCACAACAAUGGUACUAUGAAGUGGCCACUGAGUCGUUGCUAUACAUUGAAGCAGAACUACUGUUUGAACAGCUUGUUUUUGCUCUCCCAUUUAGUGCCAGACCUGGGAGUGUCCCAGCAGUGUCUGUGAUGUCUGCAGCAAAGCCUAAUGUGAUUUAGCUGGAGCUGUUUGGGGCAAAAAGAAAGAAGCAGCUUUUCUCAGCUUUUUACAUUCGCAUGGCAACGCUAACAGCCAAUCUAGGAAGUUGGGACAAAAACAAGCUGAGGCGUUGGAACAGACGAUUAUCUAUAGUUGCUCAGAAAGGGGUUAUAAUUCUGGUUUCUGUGGCAGUCUGUAGAGAGAAUAUCACUAGCUACUAGGAAUUGAUUUGUUUACAGCAGAUAUGAGGAACUUCCAAAGCUGUUGUAGAGCAGCAGUACAGUAUGACAGGCCACUGACAUCAUCCCACAUGCUGUAUGACCAAUGUUCCAUUAACUUAUCUCCUUUGUUUAUCAGUUAGUGUAUUUAUUUUGUACAUGUUUUAAUUGUAUAAUAUAAUAUGCAGGUGGUUGAGUUCUUUGUGGCCAGCCUAAGCUUACUUUGCCACACGGGUAUUAUUAUGCUUUGAAAGUUGUUUUGUCUGUUGUAACUACUGCAUUUGGCAUGUUGAGUGUGCAAGGAUAAUGUGUGAUGAUGGCAGUGUGUGUGCAGGCGCAUGCAUAUGUUAAGAUUUUAUUACCACCAUGGUUGUAAUAUGAGUGCUAUGGGAAGAUGGGAAAGGUGUCUGUGUAUGAGUGCAAAAUAACUGUUACUCCUUGAACUAUACGUCAUUGUCACUGAUGCAAUGCCCUAUACUAUACAUCAUGUAGACUGGAUUGCUCUGGAUAACAAAGAAAAUGAAAAUCACUCUUAAUCAGCUGAAUAUCGCGGCAUGUGUUACAUUAGUAACUGUUGUUAGUAAGUGUGUGUUACUCAGAGGUACUGGUCAAAGCAAUUUGCAUUUAAUUUAGGUUCAAGCCACAGUAAUGGCUUGGGUUCUGUGGUCAGUGAACACUGGGUGUGUUUAGACAGGCAGCCCAGUUCAGAUUAUAUUUUUUUCCACUAAUUGGUCUUUUGACCAAUCACAUCAGAUAUUUUUCAGAGCUAAUCUGAUUGGUCAAAAGACUAAUUAGUGAAAAAGAAAGAUCAGAAUUGGGUUACCUGUUUGAACGUAGCCCUUGUGGAUUUUGAGUUACUGCACUGUUUGCCUGUGUUCACUGGUGGGUUUUCAAUUAUCAAAGAGAUUCCCACACAGGUAAUAAUGAUUUGAAUGGAAUAGGGAUUUGUCUCAAACUACCCCCUGUCCCUUCACUUUUAAUCCAGUUCAGCCUAUCAGAUGUCUACCACUUGAGGUUAGUGUGGUCACCAUUUAGGCGAGAUCAUUUGGGUUUGCGCUUUAUUCAAACCUACUGUUAUACUACCUUCUUGUGGCUGUUAUAAGCAUGAUGUAAUUUAUGACAUAACAGGUUAUAAAAGUUUACAGAAUAUCCUAUAAUAUUAUAAAGAGUGGAAUUCGAUCUUGAAAGUUCAACUUUUUAUUUCCUGAUACUGUGAUGGGGUUAUGAUGACAUUAUUAUAGAAGUUAUGUUUGGUUGGCCAGUUGUGCUCAGCUUUAGGCCAUGCUCAUAGCAGUGAACAGUAGGCCAUGUGGUGGAUUUAAGUGCUGUCAAAAUGAGCGUCUUCACCAAAUACUCCAUCACCACUGAUGCUAUGCUUAAAGCUACUGCACUAGGUUUGAUUGUUUGCGUCAUUGUUUUGAUUUUGUGUUUUUAUAUUUCUACAUAAGUGCCUUAACCUUGGCCUUAGCUCUGGCUGUCCUAACUGCAUUGUAGGCUUUGCAGAGUCAUUGUGACUGGAAAGGCCACUUGCCCUCUGCCCCCAAAAUAACAAUCCUGAUGCCCCUUGUAAGCUACGUCUUGGCUCACACAAACCCACAAAGUACACAUGUUCACACACAAGCUCUCACUCCACACUUGCAUAUGCUUGACAAGCUCAUCAGUUGCUAGGGUGAUCUAUUAUUGAGACCAAAGUCUGAGGGGUUUAUUUAGACAAAUAAGCACAGAACCGAGUCUUAUAUCUACAUUCCCAGGCAUCUUAGGGUUCACCUGCCCUUACUGACAAUCCUUUAACUGGUCAAUGCUUUGAGAGUGUGAUGGAGAAAGCUGGAUAUAGAGACAUAGGAAGAGGGGGAUACUUGCAGUAGUUCAUGUCAAGAGUACAAGUUGCCAUCUUUCCUUGAUGUUCACCCCUUACCAUAAGAUGUUUUUGCAUAUAAGCCAAGGUAUGAAUGAGUGAAACCGCCUAAUACAUACAUAAUCAAGUUGAGUGAUUUUUGUUACAUUUGUUUUUGUACUUUUUUUGGGUGUUUUCUUUUUUUAAGCUGUGACUUAUUGUUUGCACUGGCUAUGUUGUGUGAUGCCUUUUUUCUAUGAUAUUUUGUUUUAUUUUUUACAUUUUGUUAAAAGGAUGUCCAGUCAAUGUGUAUCAUGGAAAUAAAUACUUUCCUAUUUUCUGGCCUGUACUGGAUCAUACUGCACACUGAACGGAGAGGAGACCAUCCAUCAUCUGACACUACAUGCACAUAGACCAUUGGUUCCCAAUCUUUUCUGAAUCACACCUAGGGUUGCAAAUAAAUUCCAUGGUUUUCCAGACAUCCUGGUUGGAGGAUUCCGGGUUUCCUGCUUAUCCUCUCCUGGACUCUUUUCUUGCUCACAGGGAACAGCAGUAUCUGUUUGCCUUUGGCCUUUUGCACGGCCUUAUUAGUUAACAACACAAGGCAGAACUCUUAUUGAGUUAGUCAAAUUAACUAAUUGUGACAUUACGGGAUGGGCAGGGAGGAGAAUGGGAGCAGGAGGAGACUGGUGACAGUGGAAGAAGGAUCCCUCCAACAAAAAUACUCUGUAGUCCUUCAGGGCGACAGGCUAGACAGGCAGGCCUGCCGCUUACACAACUCAGACGGGUGAGUGCCUCCCUACCUCUGCUCUGCAUCUCAGAUGACAUGAAGCAAAUGCUGUAACAUUAUGACAGACAUAGACUUUAUGCAUAGGUUACAUCAAUUCUAAUUGAGCUUUGUUUGUUGAUGUGUGAAAGUAGGAUGAGUGUGUUCAGCGUUGCCCUUUUAUUAGACAAAAUUGUGUAUUUGGUUGAAUGUAAAGAUAGUCAGGUGAUGUGUUGAUAAUACUGGACCUGGGUUUGGGUUAAACAGAUGAGGAGCAACGUUAGUCUCAAUUCUCUGGGCUAUUGACCAGAGCAGCAUAUUAUUUGAUGAUAUUCUGAGUGACACACACAUUUUUGCAUCCACGCGUCAGUCAACUUGGUGCAUGUGCCUCAGUUGUUUAUGUCAUGAUGUAACUCCUGGGUAAAGAAAUUGACACACUCAACCAUCCACUACGUCCAUGGCCAUGAUGAUUCAGAGCUAUAUUCAACUCCAUGUUUGCGCCUCAAUGGGCUGUUCUGAAGUUGGCCACAAAGGUAUUUGUGUAGUUAUCUUUUUAUGGCCUACCACAUAUGAUUGAAUAGCAGCCUUUAUUGUUACACUAGGCUCUGCAUAGCGGUUACCUUUUUUACCUGUUCUCUUAUUCGCUCUUUUGAAUGGUGCAUCAUACUAGGCACUUAUUUCCAUAAGGGCCUGGGACUGUUUUUGUUUCAGAACAGUUUAUGUUGGGACUUUCGGGAGUUGCUAAUAGUUUGUUCUCUUUGAGUCACGUCUCUCAUAAAUGCUCGGUGUCCUCGCAGAGAAACUAAGGGAAGGAGGGAGGAUAUUUGGUUGAGGCUGUUGUCACAGACGCCUCCCACAGUUGCCAGCUGCUGCCAUGAGAAGAUCCUCGACCCUGCACACAUCCAUCUCAAAAUAACCCCUUAGAUACAAGCCGGAAGGAACUCUGCAAUGCGCAUAUAUAUAACUCAAAAACCCAACCUCAGACAGGCAAUUGCUUUAAAUGAGAAUGACAGAUCAUAUGUGAAUUUGGUUGGGUCGCCCAAAAAGUUAGAUAUUGCAUCUUUAACAUACAUUCAUUGUAAGUGAUUAUAAGUUCUUAUUUCAUAGAAAUCUGGAAACACUGGGCAGUUACUUUGAUAGCUGAAGGUUAAACGUGUUUAACGUGUUUAGAUCACUUACUUCACUUAACAGCUGAGCCUAAAUCAAACGCAAAAAAUGAUCUCAUAGCAAAUUCUACCAUUAUUAAAACAUUGAUCACUGCAGGCCUGGGUUUAAUGCAGUAUAACUGAUAUUGUCUGGGGGGCUUACUGGAAUAGUGUUUAAUAUAUAAGUAGCCCUGGACAAGUGGCUCUCAGCACCACUUAAGCCUGAAAUAGCUGAAGAGGCAGCGGGGUAGGAUUAGUGAUGCAGGGUCAAGAGGUUCAGUCACCUGUCUGUCCUCAAUCAUGCCUGGAACAUGGAAAUGGAAUUAAAGGCUACUGGAUGUCUUCAUUUGGUUUCCUUCAAUUAUAUGUUUAGUCACUGUCCAUGUUGUAGUCUACUAAAUCAACACCCUAUGAAAAUAAAACAUGUAUUGCUACAUUUGUAGGCAAGGCAGCAGCUACUCUUCCUGGGGUCCAGCUAAAUUAAGGCAGUUAUACAUUUUAAAAACAUUACAAUACACUCAUAACAUAUUUCACAACAUAUUAAGUGUGUGCCCUCAGGCCUCUACUCUACUACCACGUAUCUAUAACACAAAAUCCACGUGUACAUGUGUGUAUAGUGCGUCUGUUAUCGUGUGUUUGUAUGCAUGUGUCUAUGUUUGUGUUGCUUCACAUAUGCUGUUAAGGACAUGGUAUCACAUUUCUGUGUCAUAGAGACAGUUACUGUGAUGACACACAGUGAGCAUUCACAUCCAAUAGGCCUAUGCACAUUUCAGAAGGUUUCGCCAUGGUGUAAAUGCCAAGUGUUUACUACAGACAAUAAACCGACCUUAGUGUGAUCGUCAUUUGAGGACAUAAUACUUCGUAUUUUUGUUUGUAACCUAGAACUACUAAGAAACAGCAUGCCAUUUUAAAGCCUGUUGAGCUUUUGUUCCUCUCAAAUAAUCUCCCCUCGGCCAUCCAUCACAUCAGUCGUAAAACUAUGUCCUGACCAGUUCCCAGACUGACAAUCCUGUUCCAAAGUCAAAACCCUUGUGACUCUGAUCUGUUUUCCAGCUGACCUUUCCCUGGUCCUCGUUGUCAUAACAAUCAUAAACAAUCAAUUGGUUUAAUUCUGUCUAAUGCCUUACUGUAAUAUUCUAAGAGUGCGCUUAGAUCAUGCUCUUACUGUAGAUAUCUCAGUAUGCCUUACUGAUUUAUUUUCAAUGGGAAAUGGGCAUUGGUUUUGUUCUGUUCAUGUUCCAAACAGCCCUCAGUGUUUGAACUUGGCACCAGGCUGGUGACUGAUCUAUUAUCCCAGUUGUCCUGUUUCCUUUUUGGCCCUGGCCUGUGACUCACCGGUGGCAGUGAGAGCCACUUUAAUUAUAGCGCCACAACAUUCCAGCAGGACAGAAUGAGGAGAGAUAGAAAUAGUUCACUGGAGAGAGUGGGGUGGGGUGGGGUGGGGGGGGAGAAAGUAAUAUAUUUUAUUCCUAUCCUAUCUUCAAUUUAUAUACAGAAAUAUGGAAAGUGAGAGAGAGAGAUAGGGGGUGAGCGAGUCAGACAGGGAGAGGCUUGGCACAAGGCCUUCUGUCAAAUUAAGAGAUAGGCAAGCAGCAUGCUACUGUUCACUCUGAGUCGUUCCUUGACCACUGCUGUGUCUUGACGUGUAUCUCUCUCCUCCUAUAGAGAAGAAAAAAAGAACAUCAACCAAUGGGUCAGAAACUUAACAAAGUGUUGGAAAAGGAAGGAGUCUCAACAAAAGCCUCCAAUGGAGGUGAACAGUCGAAGCAGGGGGGAGAAGAGGGCCUUGAGGCACAGUCGGAGCCCAGUGAACAGGGCAGCGGUAGUCGUAGUGAUGGGACUGGGAGCUAUGGUAUAGCAGAGGGACUUAGUGUCAGCAGCAGCCUGGCCACUGAGCAGGCUGCUGCCCUGACAGACACCCUCAGUAAGGAGCCAAUGAGCCCCGCUCUAGGCAAGGAAAAGAGCCCUUUGACCGCGGGGGGAGGGAACGAGGGAGGGGACAGAGAAGACAGGGCUGUCACACGUAAUACAGACAAGCCAGAAAGUAUCCUGAGCUCUGAAAGGAGCACACAGCGCUCAGAGCCCAAAACACAGAAGAAAGCUGCGGAUAGUAAGAAAAGGGUGAGUACUGGGAUAGGAGCUACAAUGGAAGGACAAGUGAGAAGUAAAUACCCUGCUGGUGGUGGGCACAGAGACUCAGAUACAGAGGACAUGACAGAUAGGUCUAACACAGAGGACUUGAUCUCAGAACCUACCAAGGAGGACUUCGUACUUCUGGAGAAGGAUGAAUCGUGGAUAUCGUCUGAUGUGAGCAGCGCGAUUGCUGAUAGCAGGGACAAAGAGAAGGAAAAGACACAGUCUUCUGUAAAAAUAAUAGUGGAGGAGGAUACGACUUCUGCCGCUGGUGUGAAUAUAUCUCAAGACCUUCCAAUGUCGCCUACUGACCCACAGAGGAACGUUUAUUCUGCUGUGGAUGAUCACAGGCUCAGUGAGGAUAGACUUCGGAGAGCUUCAGGAAAGAAACACCAGGAAUCACCUUUGGGCAACGAAACAAACAAAACACAGAAUUUGCCACAAGUAACACGGGAUGAGGAUACAAGCAGCACUGUAAACACUUCUUGUGUUAUUUCCAGUAAAGGCAGCAGUGGUUGCGAGGCACAAAACCAACGUUCACAAACAGACUGUUCGGAAAGAGCAGAUCCACAUUUGGCUGAACCGGCAGGCAUCGGGUGUCCCCCAAAGAAGGCUGAACGAACUGAAGCUGUCAAAGCUAUUUCAGAGAAGGAGUCCGGAAUUACUGCAGUUUGUGAUCUCAAAACAGGCAUUCAAGGCAAAGAACCAGCCCUCUUGAGUAUUGAAUCAACUCAUGCCAAUUCCAAGUCAAAUGAUAUAAAUAAUAAAUUCCCUGAUGAUAAAGACUGCACUCGUGAUGAUUUGGUCUUAUUGAAUAUAGAAGAAGAACGUGAUGAGAAAACAGAGGCAUUAUUCGCGCUCAACACAAAAACGAAGCCAGACAAACGCUGGGAAAAGACAGAUCCCGUUAAGAGGGGUUCACAAACUGAUAAAGAGAAGAAGGCCACAGCCACAGUCCCAGAUGAGCAUCCACAGGUAAAAGACACACAGAGAAGGGAAGUAAAAAGAGACUGUGUCACAGACAACAGAAUUGGGCCAUGUGAGUCAAAUCAGUGUGAACCUGAAGUACACAUGUCAUCUUCAACAGGUGUCCCAGGAUAUCUAAAACCACCACAUCUUCCUCAGCCUCCACCAAGGCCAAAGGCCAAAGGUACAGACAUAUGUGGGAAAUCUAUUCAUUCACAAAUAGGUGUAAAAAAGUUUGAUAAUGUAGAGAGCAAUGAUGUUAGUGUCUCCUUGCAACAGCAAACUACAACUUAUACUGGAAAAGCAAAAGCAGUAUCCUCUUCCACUGACACAUGCACCUCCAUCACCAAGCAUCGACAUUUAGGUGAUGAGCAGUCUCAGAGAAAGUCUGCCUCGUCCUCAUGCUCAUUAGAACAAUGCAAUGUGAUUCCCUCCCCUCCUCUGUCUGUGCCAACUCUAGAGGAUAGUGAUGGGCAGAGCCAGACUGUUCCCAUGCAGAGGGAGAGAGAGCCUGUCUGUUACACUCAUGUCAUCACCCCACCACCCAUCACUCACCUUCUGCCUGAGAGGGAGAUGAAGAACGCAGUGCCAACACAACAUAACAACAGUAUGGAUUUCACCCAGCCAGAGGACAGAACGACAGGUGCCUCUAUAGAUCCUUCUGUUCCAGGGGAGAGGCCUAAACCGAAGGGGCCUCCUCCACCUGUCCCAAAAAAGCCCCAAAAUCCCUUCGUUAAGAUUCCAGCAACAACACGCUCUAUGGAUGAACAGAAAAGAGGUGAUGAUUAUCACCACAAAGAGAAGAAGAAGAAGAGGAGGAGACAUCCACAUCAAGUCUGCAAAGGAAAUGCUUACGACACAGCUUCUCGGGACAUGUGUGUGUUAUGGGACGACACAGGUUCUGCUUACACUGUACCAUCCAACGUGUACACGCCAGAUAAUUUUGAUUCAAUGGAUGAUUUUCCACAACGACAAAGGGCACCAACUAGAGAGGAAAAGUAUAGAAAUAUCAUCGAUUUUGAUGCUUGGGCAAGAAUGGUCAAACUUGCUGCGGAAGAGGAGAAACCAAAACAACUUGACAUGUUGGACGGACGACCUUUUUUGGAAAAGCAGGCUAAACUCAAAGGCCCACCUCCUCCAGUACCCCAAAAGCCCAAAAAGCCAUUUCUUCCAUUAGAAACGGUUCCAAUCUCAGAGGACAUAGCUUGGCCUUCAGAUGACGAGGAGAUACGAGAACUAGAGCUGGCCUUGUGUGAGAGAAUGGAAGAUGAAGAUGAUGACCCUGAACCCCAACCUGACACGGUCAGCACAGAUGUCCGUUGGAAGAGCCUCAGUGACCACAGUGACCGUAGAAUCCAUAGUGGUCUUGGUGAGCGUAGUGAUCGUGAGUCUGUGGCUGAGCUUGAAACUGAGACAUACAGGCCUGUGGCUGAGCUCAUAAAGGAGACCAACCAGAUGCACCAGAGGAUCAGGCAUGCAGACCGGACAGAACUCCUCACGGCCAAGUCCGUGAUAAGGCACGCAGACCGGACAGAACCCCUCACGGCCAAGUCCAUGAUCAGGCACGCAGACCGGACGGAACCCCUCACGGCCAAGUCCAUGAUCAGGCACGCAGACCGGACAGAACCCCUCACGGCCAAGUCCAUGAUCAGGCACGCAGACCGGACGGAACCCCUCACGGCCAAGUCCAUUGACAGGGCUGUGGACCUGGGCCAGAGCCUGAAAGUAUCACAGAUGAAGAAGGCCUUCGAUGUCACUAAGAAGCCAACUGAAAAACCACCAGAGACAAAGCCUGAACCCAAAAAAGGUAAGAAAGUGCUUUGGAUCAAAUACUCUCCCUGUCUGUCUCUUUUAUCUAUAUGUCUCUCCCUCCCUCCCUCCCUCCCCCCCCCUCCCUCUAUAUGUGUGUGUGUGUCUCUCUCUCAUUCACACACACACAAAAACGCACACACACAUCCAUGUGAGGAACUUGAGUUAUAAAGAAGCUAUUUCUGUCAGAUUGCAGUCUGGUUUUGAGCACCACUUGCAAGUCAAUGAGUCACACUUGUCCUUUGAAACUAUGGAGCGUACUGUACGCAUGAGAAUGUGUUAGUCAGGCCUUUGGGUUCAGUCGUACUGUACAUAGAACAGUCCUGUGUCCCGUGUGGAUCAGUUCGUAAAGCAUGACGCUUGCAACACUAGGGUUGUGGGUUCCAUUCCCAUUGGGGACCAGAACAAAAAAAGUACACAAAAUGUAUGCACCCACUACUGUAAAUCGCUCUGGAUAAGAGCGUCUGCUAAAUGACUUAAAUGUAAUAGAGUACCACAGUAUGAGUCAUAAUACCCAUAAAACCUAGAGGUCAAACAGGGAAAUGGUUCCAAUCGUUUUUCCGCCAUUCAUUUUUCCCAUAGGGGAUUUUUAAAACACUUAAAACAAGGUCUGUGUUUCGUGUAGGCUUACCCUGGCAUGACAUUUGAUAACCAUGUAAAUCUCUAGGACAAGGUGACUUUUAUCAAUAUAUUCGCCUGUAUUUACCCCCCCCCCCCCCCCCCCCCCCAAUGAAAUGCUACAAUUUUGUGAACUGUCUUGUGCUUGUUUUAAAUUGACACAAUACCUGCUGGCAAAGGUAUCAGCUAGAGAUGACAUGCAGGCACUUGCAGGGAUUUGUAGUUUUGCAUGAUGUCUACUUUGAUGCUAGUUAGCAUUUUCGAAUCUGAGAGUAAAUAGAGCCGAAAUAUAUUGAUAAAAGUCACCUUGUCCGAGAGAGAUUUACAUGGUUAUCAAAACGUCACGCCAGGGUAAGCAUACACGAAAUACAGCCCUUAUUUUUAAGUGUUUCUAAAAUCCUCUAUGGGAAAAAUGAAUGGUGGAAAAACGGAUUGGAGCAUUUUCCCUAUUUGACCACUAGGUGUUAUGGGUAUUAUGACACCUCCACUGUGGGGUUCUAUUGAACAAAUUUACAUUGACCAAGUGCAAACAUCUGAGAAAUGUGGUAAGCAGGAUAGCAUGAAUGAAUAAAUGUGGAGCUGCCUGCCCUGCCAUUCUCAGAAUCACCACUUGCAGGCGCACUAAACAAAAUAAAGGCCAUUAGGUGACAUUCAAGAUGAGUAUUAUUUUCCUUGAAAAUAAUGGCACAUUUUGUACUAUUUUCUUUUGCUGUUGGUUUUGAAUUAGCUGUCUUUGGGGUUAUUGAAGUUUAACUUUAUGUCCAAUCUAGCAGGGCAUGGGUUCAAGUGGGCAAUUAAAAAAUAAAUUAGGCUAAGUCUGUAGCCAAUACUCAAUCAUUUCUGAGACCAUUGGCAUUGGGCAAGUUCGUUUAGCAUGGUCCGUUUCCCCAGGUGAGUGGAGAUUUAACCUAAGGACCAAUGGAAUGGUAUAAAAUAUGCAAACUCCGCCCAACAACGGCACCGGACCUUGCAAAACGAACACGCCCAUUCUUCCUCAAAAAUUCUGUCCAUGAUCUAGGCAGUUUUUUAAAAUUAUUAUUAUAAGCCUACUUGUGUCAGUGUUGGUGAUGCUUUCAUAGACUCACUUAAUAAUUUUCACUGGAGCAAAAUGCAAAUUUUUUUUAUUAAAAGGGUAUCUUUAUCAUAUAAAUAAGACAAUUGUUAUCCUAGAAUUCCUCGUAUGUAAGAGGCGGGGAUGGAACAGGGCGUUGCUUCCGGUUCAUAGAAGUGGAGUCUGGAGGGAAAGAAGAAUACUCGAACGGCAAAUCGAGUGUAACAAGGAAAAUCCUAACGGACGAAGGCUAAACUACCAUAUUCAUGUUUUCAUAUUGAUUACCUCGCGUUCACGGAAAAUUUCGCAUAGAUUUAGGAGGUAAGGAAAAUAGACCGGUCUGUAUUUGCAGUAAACAUCUUGCUGCUAGCUAACCUACCCGGCUGUGCACCGUUUAUGAAUGGUAACAGCCAGAGCCAUGGAUAAAAUAUGCACUUUUGUUAUAAUAGCUCGCUGGCGGUGUCUAUCAUGCUCCAAAUUCUAGCCGAUAGCAUCUUCAUGUAAAUUAAUGAGCAUCUUUAUCGAUGCAUUUAUUAGACAACGCUUUAGCAUGUCUUUGUUAACCUCAUUUAUUCUCCUGGGUGUUGAUCUGCCUUUGAAAAUCAUUACUAAUGAAUUGCACAUAAGGAAGUAGCUAGCAUUUUUUCUAGCCACACAAUGCAUGGCUAUUGUCCACCUUUACAGCGUAUGGAAUCAAGAAUAGCCUGCCUAGCUAUGCUCUAUGGUCAAAUGUGUUGGUUUAUUAUUACACUGUACUUCAAUUUCUGCUUUGACCAAUCACCUGUAUUAAUCAGAAGCAUACAUGCAUAUUACAGCACAGGACCCAGUCAUCUAGUUAAUUAAAUAAUAGCUAGCUAACGUUACACAUUGCUUAGAUAGCUAGCUACAUGAUCUGUUGUAGCUGCUGUUAACAACGCGGGUAUAUUUAAACACACUAGCGUUGCUUUCAAUUGUAUUGGGUUGCACAAAAACAGUCCGCGGGAAGCCAGAAGUUAAAUACAAUUCCAUUUCAACUUACUGUGCCAGUGGGCAGAACGGUUGGUCAUUAUGACGGGGGAAUUUGAUACAAAAUAUUUAAAGGAUCAUAUUAUUAAACAGACUUUCCAAACGUUGGUCUGUUGUAGACCCACUUCUUCUCCGCUUACCUCAUGUCAAAAUAAAAGUCCUGCACAUGCGCCAUAAGAUGUGGACAAAAAAGGAAAAACUUGUUUUGACAUGAGGUAAGCAGAUAGGAAGUGGGUCUACAAAAGCCACGUUUGUAAAGUCUGUUUAAUAAUAUCAUAUUUUAGAUAUUUUGUCUCAGAAGGAAGUGGGUCUACAAAAAACCCACGUUUGGAAAGUCUGUUUUAAUAAUAUAAUCCUUUAGAUAUUUUGUCUCAAAUUCCCCCCCCCCCCCCCUCAUAAUGACCAACCUUCCUGCCCACCGGUACAGUAAGUUGGAAUGGAAUUGUAGUUAACUUCUGGCUUCCCGCAGACUGUUUUUGUGCAACCCAAUACAAUUGAAAGCAACGCUAGUGUAUGUAAAUACAGCAGUCUGUGGCAGUCAAUUGUGUGUCCAAUGAUGUGCAUGAUGUCCAGUCUAAUAGGUCAUAAACUGAUAAUAGAUGCCACUGUGGUGGGGUUGUCUCAGUUCAAUUCUAGACUAGAGUUAUCAGUCUGUCUACUGCACCUCUUCUUGCCAGGAAAGAGUAAGCAUAUGGCCUACCAUUGACUGACCACAAUUUAUCAUUUUGAACACAAAUGCAUUAAUUUGGUUAGAUAAUGUGUCCUUUAGUCUACCUCCCAAUACCUAGGGCCUACUAUAGCUAAUGUUUUGGAUCACUUGUAUAAAUUGAUCAUGAUCUGUUUCUAUGGGUUUAGUUGCACGAUUUAGGAUGUAUGCACACAUGACUGUAAGUCGCUUUGGAUAAAAGUGUCUGCUAAAUGGCAUAUUAUAUUAUUAUUGUUAUUAUAAAUUAAAGUCUAUCAGGGGUGAGAAAAUACAUGAUCCACCUCUGUUUAGCAGCAGAAUAUAUUUGACUAUAGAACUUGCUGACAGACAUAACUGUGACCUAUAGAUGCCAUAAUGUUGUGCAUAGUAAACGUAUGUAUGACCCUUCCAUUCCAGUUAGAUGCACAGCUUCAACUGUGACUCGAUAAGAUAAAUGGAAGGGUGAUUCCAUGUCUCGGAUUGAAGUACUGUGAGAUAUGCUGUUCAGUCAGUAAAAGGAUGAAGAAGACCAUAGGGGUGCUGAUAUGUAUGUUGGAGUGGUGCUACCCCAGAGUGGUGCUACCCCAGAGUUAGUGGUCCUCUGUAGCUCAGCUGGUAGAGCACGGCGCUUAUAACGCCAAGGUAGUGGGUUCGAUCCCCGGGACCACCCAUACACAAAAAAUUUAUGCACGCAUGACUGUAAGUCGCUUUGGAUAAAAGCGUCUGCUAAAUGGCAUAUUAUUAGUCCUUUAUGUGCCAUUCUGCUCUCUGGAAAGUAGGUGAUCAUGCUGAGGGAAAUUAGGCAUGUGACGUGUGGAGCACAUCUUGUUAGACGGUUCAUGUAUGUGAGAGGAGAGCCUCUCCAAAAUGAAUCAUCAGGCCUGAAACUAAAAAUGGAACAACGUGUUCUGUUUGUCAAACCCUGCAUGUCCUUCUCUGACUGCAUGAUGCAGUUGUAGUAAUGCAGGCGUUGGUCAUAUAGCCACAGUAUCAUAGGAAUAGCUUAUGUCCUGUACCCAAGGCUUUGACCCAGGAGGAUAUUUGAACAAACAGGAUAUUUUAACACUUGCUGUGUUAAUGGCGGUUCCUGCUCCAAGAGAGAUCGACGUGUGACUAGGAGGGUCUUCAGGACAAAUGGAUGCUAUCCUAUGUUUAGGCUAAUAUGAUUUAUAUGAAAUAUAAAUAAAUAAUGUAUUAUUUGUUCACUGGCCCCAUUUCUUCAGAAGGAUGCAAACCCAUGACCUGAGUAUACUGUAUGAGUUGGGAGAUGGGCUUGGUUGCGCUCAGUCAGAAGAAUGUAACGCCGUAGCUCUAGAGCGAGGACAGCCCAUUGAUACAUGUACCAGCUCCUUGUAUAAUAAAAACGACCUUGAUUAAACACCUUUUAUAAUUGAAAGACCAUCUCUUCCCUCCGCAUGUAGUAUACUCUGAUUAGUCUCUUCACCACAGGGACAGCUUCUGUGUUAUUCAGACCAGUUCUGUCUGUACUACCAUUCAAAAUGAGAGCUCAGAGCUCCCAACAACAAACUAUCAGAUUCUACCCAGUGCUUACAUCAGGUCAAUUGAUAGGCUAUUCACUGCAUUCUGGUUAUCCUUACAAGAUUGUGAGGUCAUCAGUGAACAUUCUGAAUAGAUGUUGAAGGUAGCAGCAUCUGGGUUAAUACUAGCGCUGGGAAUUGCCAGGGACCUCACGCUACGAUAUUAUCACGAUACUUAGGUGCCGAUACGAUAUGUAUUAUGAUUCUCACGGUUCUGUAUGUAUUGCAAUUUGAAGUUCCAAACAUAUUGCUCACUAUAUUUCUGCUGCAGAGAUACUACAGAGAGCAUGAGAAAAUGAGUUUUUUUUAUUAUUAUUUUUUAUUUAACCUUUAUUUAACCAGGUAAGCCAGUUGAGAACAGGUUCUCAUUUACAACUGCGACCUGGCCAAGAUAAAGCAAAGUAGUGCAAUAAAAACAACAACACAGAGUUACAUAUGGGGUAAAAAACAUAAAGUCAGAAAUACAACAGAAAAUAUAUAUACAGUGUGUGCAAAUGUAGCAAGUUAUGGAGGUAAGGCAAUAAAUAGGCUAUAGUGCAGAAUAAUUACAAUAGUAUUAACACUGGAAUGCUAGAUGUGCAAGAGAUUAUGUGCAAAUAGAGAUACUGGGGUGCAAAAUAGCAAAAUAAAUAACAAUAUAGGGAUGAGGUAGUUGGGUGGGCUAAUUUCAGAUGGGCUGUGUACAGGUGCAGUGAUCGGUAAGGUGGUCUGACAACUGAUGCUUAAAGUUAUUGAGGGAGAUAAGAGUCUCCAGCUUCAGAGAUUUUUGCAAUUCGUUCCAGUCAUUGGCAGCAGAGAACUGGAAGGAAUGGCGGCCAAAGGAGGUGUUGGCUUUGGGAAUGACCAGUGAGAUAUACCUGCUGGAGCGCAGACUACGGGUGGGUGCUGCUAUGGUGACCAAUGAGCUAAGAUAAGGCGGGGAUUUGCCUAGCAGUGAUUUAUAGAUGGCCUGGAGCCAGUGGGUUUGACGACGAACAUGUAGUGAGGACCAGCCAACAAGAGCGUACAGGUCACAGUGGUGGGUAGUGUAUGGGGCUUUGGAGACAAAACGGAUGGCACUGUGAUAGACUACAUCCAAUUUGCUGAGUAGAGUGUUGGAGGCUAUUUUGUAAAUGACAUCGCCGAAGUCAAGGAUCGGUAGGAUAGUCAGUUUUACGAGGGCAUGUUUGGCAGCAUGAGUGAAGGAGGCUUUGUUGCGAAAUAGGAAGCCGAUUCUAGAUUUAACUUUGGAUUGGAGAUUCUUUAUGCGAGUCUGGAAGUUGAGUUUACAGUCUAACCAGACACCUAGGUAUUUGUAGUUGUCCACAUACUCUAGGUCAGACCCGUCGAGAGUGGUGAUUCUAGUCGGGUGGGCGGGUGCCAGCAGCGUUCGAUUGAAAAGCAUGCAUUUAGUUUUACUAGUGUUUAAGAGCAGUUGGAGGCUACUGAAGGAUUGUUGUAUGGCAUUGAAGCUCGUUUGGAGGUUUGUUAACACAGUGUCCAAUGAAGGGCCAGAUGUAUACAAAAUGGUGUCGUCUGCGUAGAGGUGGAUCUGAGAGUCACCAGCAGCAAGAGCGACAUCAUUGAUAUACACGGAGAAAAGUGUCGGCCCAAGAAUUGAACCCUGUGGCACCCCCAUAGAGACUGCCAUAGGUCCAGACAACAGGCCCUCCGAUUUGACACACUGAACUCUAUCUGAGAAGUAGUUGGUGAACCAGGCGAGGCAGUCAUUUGAGAAACCAAGGCUAUUUAGUCUGCCAAUAAGAAUGCGGUGGUUGACAGUCGAAAGCCUUGGCCAGGUCGAUGAAGACAGCUGCACAGUACUGUCUAUUAUCAAUCGCGGUUAUAAUAUCGUUUAGGACCUUGAGCGUGGCUGAAGUGCACCCGUGACCAGCUCGGAAACCGGAUUGCAUAGCGGAGAAGGUACGGUGGUAUUCGAAAUGGUCGAUGAUCUGUUUGUUAACUUGGCUUUCGAAUACUUUCGAAAGGCAGGGCAGGAUGGAUAUAGGUCUGUAGCAGUUUGGAUCUAGAGUGUCACCCCCUUUGAAGAGGGGGAUGACCGCGGCAGCUUUCCAAUCUCUGGGGAUCUCAGACGUUAUGAAAGAGAGGUUGAACAGACUAGUAAUAGGGGUUGCGACAAUUUCGGCGGCUAGUUUUAGAAAGAAAGGGUCCAGAUUGUCUAGCCCAGCUGAUUUGUAGGGGUCCAGAUUUUGCAGCGCUUUCAAAACAUCAGCUGUCUGAAUUUGUGUGAAGGAGAAGCGGGGGGGGCAUGGGCAAGUUGCAGCAGAGGGUGCAGAGUUGGUGGCCGGGUUAGUGGUAGCCAGAUGGAAAGCAUGGCCAGCUGUAGCAAAAUGCUUGUUGAAAUUCUCGAUUAUUGUAGAUUUAUCGGUGGUGAUAGUGUUUCCUAGCCUCAGUGCAGUGGGCAGCUGGGAGGAAGUGCUCUUAUUCUCCAUGGACUUUACAGUGUCCCAAAACUUUUUGGAGUUAGUGCUACAGGAUGCAAAUUUCUGUUUGAAAAAGUUAGCCUUUGCUUUCCUGACUGCUUGUGUAUAUUGGUUCCUAACUUCCCUGAAAAGUUGCAUAUCGCGGGGGCUAUUUGAUGCUAAUGCUGUACGCCACAGGAUGUUUUUGUGCUGGUCAAGGGCAGUCAAGUCUGAGGAGAACCAGGGGCUAUAUCGGUUCUUAGUUCUGUAUUUUUUGAAUGGGGCAUGUUUAUUUAAGAUUGAGAGGAAAUUACUUUUAAGGAACAACCAGGCAUCCUCUACUGACGGAAUGAGAUCUAUAUCCAUCCAGGAUACCUGGGCCAGGUCAAUUAGGAAGGCCUCCUCGCUAAAGUGUUUUAGGGAGCGUUUGACAGUGAUGAGGGGUGGUCGUUUGACCGCGGACCCGUUACGGACGCAGGCAAUAAGGCAGUGAUCGCUGAGAUCCUGGUUGAAGACAGCUGAGGUGUAUUUAGAGGGUAUGUUAGUCAGGAUGAUAUCUAUGAGGGUACCCAUGUUGACGGAUUUAGGGUUGUACCUGGUAGGUUCGUUGAUAAUUUGCGUGAGGUUGAGGGCAUCUAGCUUGGAUUGUAGGAUGGCUGGGGUAUUAAGCAUAUCCCAAUUUAGGUCACCAAGCAGUACAAACUCUGAGGAUAAAUGGGGGGCAAUCAAUUCACAUAUGGUGUCCAGGGCACAGCUGGGGGCUGAGGGGGGUCUGUAGCAAGCGGCAACAGUGAGAGACUUAUUUCUGGAAAGGUGGAUUUUUAGAAGUAGAAGCUCAAACUGUUUGGGCACAGACCUGGAUAGUAUGAUAGAGAUAUGUAAUCUAAAUAAAAGUGCUGAAAACAUGUUGGCUCACUGUUUAAAAAGAAGAUGGAGAACGAGCUAUAGUAUGAAAAAUACCGGAAUUUUGGUGUAGGUACAGCCGACCAACGCUAUGUAGCAAAAAAGCGUUUUUAUUUUUUACAAAUCGAUACUUUGGGUCAGUUUAUAUAUCGAUUAUAAUAUUGUUCAAAAUUAAUAUUGCGAUAUGUAACUGUAUCGAUUCCCCCCCCCCCCCCCCCCCAUCACUAGUUAAUAAUAAAAGUAGAAUGACUGAUGGCGAGCAUUUCCUUAUAGUCUUGUCUAUUAUCACUGUCUGCCAUGCACAUUGUGACCACCAUAUGGGCUAAAGGAAGGAUAUAACUUCUGCAUCCACUUCCUGUUAAGGAAACAAAGCUACGUCUGCAGGAAACCAUCAGUCAUCAAAAAACAACAUCCCAUAUGAAGGAUGGUGGGAGGAUCAAAAUUAAUUGAAUCCAAAUGCCAACAAGAGUGAAUGUUUUUAUAUGGGUGGCACACUGGCAAAAUGCCUACUGCACACUGUACAAUAUCUCCUCAAGAGGAUCCACCAGGUCAAGGUUUCUGAUUUCAUGGUGCUGUAUUGUGGCUAUGCGCUGCUUUCUGUUGGGGGCUAUGGGAGACCGACACAAAGAAGCCUUUGAUGCUAAACUGUAAUUGAUUAAGCUCUUCCUGCAGUAGGAUGAGCUCUUCUGAUUGGAGCCUGCUCCCUGUGAGGCGUGAUGGGAAUCUAUCAUCUGUUGUUAUGGAAACCGAGCUAUACGCUAGCUAGACUGAGCUCUCGUGGAACUUUGUGGCCAGCUUAUACCAACAUUUAGCCUGCCAAAGGGAACAUUUGGGCAAUGUGAAUAAAGGCUGGCUAAGUAGGCUAAUAAGAAGGGCAGUGGAUGUUGAGUUUGUCAAAAUAACUAAUCUUCCUAGGUUCAUAGUUCAUACACACAAACUCAGCCAGCACCUCAUUUGAUCAGAUGCACAGAAAAGUAGACUACAAAGUCUGCCUCAAUUCUGACUGGGAGCCAGCUCUGCCAUCAGGCUUGGGACAGCUUAGCCGUGCUCUACCAUUUUGAGGCAGAGAUGGGGAUAAAUCUGACUUUAUGAGACAUUAGUGAGUCAAUGGCAAUGUCCUAUUAAGCUUUUAAUGUGUGCUCUGGCUGGAGUGGCUUCACAUCAACUGAGCCUCAGUUUGUGUAGUGAACGGUGGCCACACCAGUUUGUUUUUAGUGUAAUGUACACUCAUAAGAGAGGGUCUAAAGAUACAUUUGAAGUUUGUAAUAUUUGUAAUGAACAAAUACAUGUGAAGUAGUGCUGCUGAAAUGUUUAAAGUAGCUACUGAGAGGUCUGUCAUAAACUGUGUCACUAUCUAUCGCCUUUUGUACACUUAACUACAUGCCCUUAGUAACCCUGUUCUAGCAUCUGUCUGACAUCUCUCCCUGACUGUCUCUCCUUCUGAUGGCAGAUAUGUUCAGGCGAGUGGUACGAGCGAGUAAGUUCCGUCAUGUCUUUGGCCAGGCACUGAAGAACGACCAGUGCUAUGACGACAUCCGCGUCUCCCGGGUCACGUGGGACAGCUCCUUCUGUGCCGUCAACCCCAAAUUCGUCGCCAUCAUCAUCGAGGCCAGUGGGGGCGGAGCCUUCCUUGUCCUCCCUCUGCUAAAGGUGAGUGUGUCACUCAGCCAGCCAACUAGGCAUCGUCAUGGCUCCUCCUGUCUCAUCAGCUUGGAAUACUUCCUAUCACUGUUGGCCUAGAUCUCAGUAUUAGUUACAUUCAAUCGCUCCAUUCUGUUUCAGUGUGAUUGGAUUAUUUGUUAUUUCCUACGUUUUUGAUUACUGACAGAGCCUAUAUGCAAUCAUGAAAAUGAGACCACAAAAUUAGAUUACCAUGCUAUUUUACCACUCACUAACUGUAAGUCGCUCUGGAUAAGAGCGUCUGCUAAAUGACUAAAAUGUAAAUGUAAAUGUUACCAUGCUGGAUAUGUGUAUGUGCCAAUCAAUUCAAGAUCUUUUUAGCAGAAUGUGAGGGUGCACUGUAGUUUCACUGCAAAGGGGCUUGCCCACCUUUCGAACGACCACCAAUUUCGGGACAAUAGUGCUAUAUGCUGAAUGUUGUUUUAGAUAACAUUUCUAGGUGGUUUAAUUCUAGUGACAGAAAAGUGAAUAUGAAAGAAGCUCCCAAUGCCGGGGAUUGAUCAGUCUGACUAGAGAGCGGGUGUUGUGGGGGUGUAUAGGGGAGAUGUGUGAACAGCCACACAGCAAUUGUCUGUGUGUGUCUCCUCUCCUCUCCUCUAUUCAGUACCGAAGAGCUUGCCGCUGCUGUCAGCAGAUUUUACCGUAUAUGGCUGUCCAGCACUUUGCAUGUCAGGCUGCCCAUGGCUCUACGCUGACCUUUUUGAAAAAUGUAGGCGCACGCAAAUACAUUUUUUCUAGGCGCACUCAUGCUCCUACACGGAACAAAAAUAUAAACGCAACAUGUAAAGUGUUGGUCCCAUGUUUCAUGAGCUGAAAUAAAAGAUCCCCAAAAUGUUCCAUACGCACAAAAAUCUUAUUUCUCUCAAAUGUUGUGCACAAAUUUGUUUACGUCCCUGUUAGUGAGCAUUCCUCCUUAGCCAAGAUAAUCCAUCUACCUGACAGGUGUGGCAUAUGAAGAAGAUUAAACAGCAUGAUCAUUACACAGGUGCACCUUGUGUUUGGGACAAUAAAAAGCCAUUCUAAAAUGUGUUGUUUUGUUACACAUCACAAUGCCACAGAUGUCUCAAGUUUUGAGGGAGCGUGCAAUUGGCAUGCUUACUGCAAGUAUGUCCACCAGAGCUGUUGCCAGAGAAUUGAAUGUUCAUUUCUCUACCAAUGUCGUUUUAGAGAAUUUGGCAGUACGUCCAACUGGCCUCACAAUAGCAGACCACAUGUAACCACGCCAGCCCAGGACCUCCACAUCUGGCUUCUUCACCGGCGGGAUCGUCUGAGGGGGGGUGGGGGUGGUGCUGAAGAGUAUUUAUGUCUGUAAUAACACCCUUUUGUGGGGAAAAACAAAUUCUGAUUGGCUGGGCCUGGCUCCUCAGUGGGUGGACCUGGCUGCCAAGUGGGUGGGCCUAUGCCCUCCAAGGCCCACCCAUGGCUGCAACCCUGCCCAGUCAUGUGAAAUCCAUAGUUUAGGGCCUAAUGAAUUCAUUUCAAUUGACUGAUUUCCUUAUAUGAACUGUAACUCAGUAAAAUCUUUGAAAUUGUUGCAUGUUGCGUUUUAUAUUUUUGUUCAGUAACUCCCUGGCUUAGUUUUAUAUUUACAUGUACAUCUCCCUUUUAAUUUGUGUGUGUUCUCAAAUAUCUGUUGUAGUCCCUUAACCUCCAGUCGGUCCUGUCCAGUCCAGUAGCAGCAGCCUCACUAGCGGUAGCAGCAGCCUCUCUAGCGGUAGCAGCAGCCUCUCUAGCGGUAGCAGCAGCCUCUCUAGCGGUAGCAGCAGCCUCUCUAGCGGUAGCAGCAGCCUCUCUAGCGGUAGCAGCAGCCUCACUAGCGGUAGCAGCAGCCUCACUAGCGGUAGCAGCAGCCUCACUAGCGGUAGCAGCAGCCUCUCUAGCGGUAGCAGCAGCCUCACUAGCGGUAGCAGCAGCCUCACUAGCGGUAGCAGCAGCCUCACUAGCGGUAGCAGCAGCCUCACUAGCGGUAGCAGCAGCCUCACUAGCGGUAGCAGCAGCCUCUCUAGCGGUAGCAGCAGCCUCUCUAGCGGUAGCAGCAGCCUCUCUAGCGGUAGCAGCAGCCUCACUAGCGGUAGCAGCAGCCUCACUAGCGGUAGCAGCAGCCUCUCUAGCGGUAGCAGCAGCGCCUCACUAGCGGUACAGCAGCCUCACUAGCGGUAGCAGCAGCCUCUCUAGCGGUAGCAGCAGCCUCACUAGCGGUAGCAGCAGCCUCACUAGCGGUAGCAGCAGCCUCUCUAGCGGUAGCAGCAGCCUCUCUAGCGGUAGCAGCAGCCUCUCUAGCGGUAGCAGCAGCCUCUCUAGCGGUAGCAGCAGCCUCUCUAGCGGUAGCAGCAGCCUCACUAACGGUAGCAGCAGCCUCUCUACGGUAGCAGUCAGCCUCACUAGCGGUAGCAGCAGCCUCUCUAGCGGUAGCAGCAGCCUCUCUAGCGGUAGCAGCAGCCUCUCUAGCGGUAGCAGCACCUCUCUAGCGGUAGCAGCAGCCUCUCUAGCGGUAGCAGCAGCCUCUCUAGCGGUAGCAGCAGCCUCACUAGCGGUAACAGCAGCCUAUCAAACUGCAUUUUACAUUUUUUACAUUUUAGUCAUUUAGCAGACGCUCUUAUCCAGAGCGACUUACAGUUAGUGAAUACAUAUAUAUAUAUAUUUUAUACUGGGAAACGAACCCACAACCCUGGCGUUGCAAACACCAUGCUCUAUCAACUGAGCUACAUCCCUGCCGGCCAUUCCCUCCCCUACCCUGGACGACGCUGGGCCAAUUGUGCGCCGCCCAUGAGUCUCCCGGUCGCGGCCGGCUGCGACAGAGCCUGGAUACGAACCAGGAUCUCUAGUGGGACAGUUAGCACUGCGAUGCAGUGCAUUAGACCACUGCGCCACUCAGGAGAUAACUGACUGCAUUGGAAUUUACUGUUACAUAUGUCUUGUUCUAGAACUGACCGCAUUCCCCCUGGGGGAGAGGCCUGUGUAUGGGGAGUCUAAUUAGUGAACUUACUCGGUCAACAAACCCAAACUAUCCCUCCCUCCCUUGAUCUGUAUUGUUACCCCUCCUCCUGGCAAGUUGUUACCGUGACAACAAAAGUAAUGUCAGAUGGGGAGAGCAUGUUAGGCCCCAGGAGGUCAGACCAGUGAUUAGAUUUCUUCUCACAUCCAGCAUCUCAUAACUGAGUUUUGAGCCUGAUAUUUCUAUCUUUUAUUAAUAGCUGGUCGAGAGAAACACUGAGAAAAAGUCAGCAUCAGCAUAGCUGCAGACUUAACGAACCAUUAACUACAAUACAUACAUACCUCAUUCAUACAGUAAUGUAUAAGCUAUCUCUAUCCCUUAGCCAAGUACAGAUGCCAUAGCUCUGACUCUGGGGGGCGGACUGAUUUCUUUAUCAGGAUGGGAGAGAAAAAAUGCUGAGGUCAGCAACAGCCUAGCCAGGGACCGGGCUAGUCACAAAGCCCUUUCGUGACGUCAGGCUUCAGAUCAGUCCUGUGAUGUGUACUGUCAGUGUCAGCUUGGAUUAACCCACAGACAGUGGAGCAAAGAGAAAGAAGUGGGUCCUUCUCCUCUCAUCACUCAUUGAUCCAGUGGACAGCAGAGGUCAAAUGCUGACCCCCAGGUUCCUGAUGUCACCUCUGAUUGGAUGUAAAUCUUUUUUUUUAGGGGGUAGAUCAUCUUUAGUAUUGCAGAUAGAUUGUGGCUUCCAUCAAUGUAGUUGUUUGCAUCAUUUCCAGUCCAUCAUAUUUGUAAAAAUAUAUUUUUGGUAUAUUUUAUUUGAUAAUUUUCCACCUAACCCUACCUCCCCUCCCCUAAUUGGAGUAAACUAAUGGACAACAAUACUUAGGCUUCUACUUCCAGUUUAUACAUACUAAACUCAGCAAAAAAAGAAACGUCCUCUCACUGUCACCUGCGUUUAUUUUCAGCAAACUUAACAUGUGUAAAUAUUUGUAUGAACAUAACAAGAUUCAACAACUGAGACAUAAACUGAACAAGUUCCACAAACAUGUGUCUAACAGAAAUUGAAUAAUGUGUCCCUGAACAAAGGGGGGGUCAAAAUCAAAAGUAACAGUCAGUAUCUGGUGUGGCCACCAGCUGCAUUAAGUACUGCAGUGCAUCUCCUCCUCAUGGACUGCACCAGAUUUGCCAGUUCUUGCUGUGAGAUGUUACCCCACUCUUCCACCAAGGCACCUGCAAGUUCCCUGACAUUUCUGGGGGGAAUGGCCCUAGCCCUCACCCUCCGUUCCAACAGGUCCCAGACGUGCUCAAUGGGAUUGAGAUCCGGGCUCUUCGCUGGCCAUGGUAGAACAUUGACAUUAAUGUCUUGCAGGAAAUCACGCACAGAAUGAGCAGUAUGGCUGGUGGCAUUGUCAUGCUGGAGGGUCAUGUCAGGCUGAGCCUGCAGGAAGGGUACCACAUGAGGGAGGAGGAUGUCUUCCCUGUAACGCACAGUGUUGAGAUUGCCUGCAAUGACAACAAGCUCAGUCCGAUGAUGCUGUGACACACCGCCCCAGACCAUGACAGACCCUCCACCUCCAAAUCGAUCCCGCUCCAGAGUACAGGCCUCGGUGUAACACUCAUUCCUUCGACGAUAAACGUGAAUCCGACCAUCACCCCUGGUGAGACAAAACUGUGACUCAUCAGUGAAGAGCACUUUUUGCCAGUCCUGUCUGGUCCAGCGACGGUGGGUUUGUACCCAUAGGCGACAUUGUUGCCGGUGAUGUCUGGUGAGGACCUGCGUUACAACAGGCCUACAUGCAAUCUCUCAGCCUAUUGCGGGCAGUCUGAGCACUGAUGGAGGGAUUGUGCGUUCCUGGUGUAACUCGGGCAGUUGUUGUUGCCAUCCUGUACCUGUCCCGCAGGUGUGAUGUUCAGAUGUACAGAUCCUGUGCAGGUGUUGUUACACGUGGUCUGCCACUGCAAGGACGAUCAGCUGUCCGUCCUGUCUCCCUGUAGCGCUGUCUUCGGCAUCUCACAGUACGGACAUUGCAAUUUAUUGCCCAGGCCACAUCUUCAGUCCUCAUGCCUCCUUGCAGCAUGACUAAGGCACGUUCACGCAGAUGAGCAGGGACCCUGGGCAUCUUUCUUUUGGUGUUUUACAGAGUCAGUAGAAAGGCCUCUUUAGUAUCCUAAGUUUUCAUAACUGUGACCUUAAUUGCCUACCGUCUGUAAGCUGUUAGUGUCUUAACGACCGUUCCACAGGUGCAUGUUCAUUAAUUGUUUAUGGUUCAUUGAACAAGCAUGGGAAACAGUGAUUAGACCCUUUACAAUGAAGAUCUGUGAAGUUAUUAGGAUUUUUACAAAUUAUCUUUGAAAGACAGGGUCCUGAAAAAGGGACGUUUCUUUUUUUGCUGAGUUUAUAUACAUUUCAUGGACAUGGGACAUUUUACAAUAGUUAUCUCUUUUUUUAUUUUUUUAUUUUUUUAUCCCACCCUUCAGCUACCCUCAACCCCUCACAUCUAUCUCUAAAAACCAUCCAGUCUUUUGCUGUGAUGUUUCACAAAAGUUCUGAACCGUUCUAUUCUCAUAGUUUACACAGAUUCUAAAUUUAAGAUUAACAACUUUACUAAAAGUACUAUAAUAUUAUUGAUCAACUGACCAUGGCUUUUCAAAUCACCCAGCAAUGCUAUUUGCAAAGAUACUGUAGCUUUAAGUAAAUUAUGUGAUUAUUUUUUUUAAGCCAUUCCUUAACCUGCAACCAAAAACAAGCUUCAUAUGGGCAGUACCAAAACAAAUGAUCUAAUGAUUCUGUCUCUUCGCAGCAAAAUCUGCAGAGCUGGGAUGGUUGUAUCCCCCUUAUACAUUCUAUUGAUCAACUCUAUGUGAAGGAGAUGUGUCGCGCUGCAUGAGGCAAAUGGUGAAGCUGGUUGAGAGAAAGCCAAUCGUGUGCAAAGCUGUCAUCGAGGCAAAGGGUGGCUAUUUGAAGAAUCUCAAAUAUAAAAUAUUUUGAUUUGUUGAACACUUUUUUUGGUUACUACAUGAUUCCAUAUGUGUUAUUUCAUAGUUUUGAUGUCUUCACUAUUAUUCUACAAUGUAGAAAAUAAAGAAAAACCCUUGAAUGAGUAGGUGUGUCCAAACCUUUGACUGGUACUGUAAGUAUAACUUUUCAAUGCCUUAAUAUUUAAUAAUUGUCAUUGUAUAUGAAUGGUCUUUUUUAGGAAUGUUAGCCUGCGGAGUUUGUAAAUGACCACGUACACUGAGUGUACAAAACAUUAGGAACACCUACUCUUUCCAUGACAUAGACCGACCAGGUGAAUCCAGAUGAAAGCUAUGAUCCCUAAUUGAUGUCACUUGUUAAAUCCACUUCAAUCAGUGUAGAUGAAGGGGAGGAGACUAGUUAAAGAAGGAUAUUUUAAGCCUUGAGACAGUUGAGACAUGGAUUGUGUAUGUGUGCCAUUCAGAGGGUGAAUGGGCAAGACAAAAAGACUUUGAACAGGGUAUGGUAGCAGGUGCCAGGCGCACCGGUUUGUGUCAAGAACUCCAACGCUGCUGGGUUUUUUCACGCUCAACAGUUUGCUGUGUGUAUGAAGAAUGGUCCACCACCCAAAGGACAUCCAGCCAACUUGACACAACUGUGGGAAGCAUUGGUGUCAACAUGGGCCAGCAUCCCUGUGGAACGCUUUCGACACCUUGUAGAGUCCAUGCCCCGAUUAAUUGAAGCUGUUCUGAACUCAAUAUUAGGAAGGUGUUCCUAAUAUUUUGUACACUCAAGGUAUAAUCCUGCCUUGGGGUUUUGAUUAUCGUAAAGAAUAUGAAUGAAAGUGCUGAAAGAAAGUAAUAGUUAAGACAUGCCAGGCAUGUACAUGAACAAUGCCAGGCAUGUAAAUGAUCUAUAUUGUGUCACAGAGAGUACAUUCUGUCCCCAGUAUUCAUUCAGUGGUGCACCGCUGCUACUAAAGUGUUGCCGCCACACCCAACAGUUUUGGGGAUGGUAAAAACGCUUUCAGUGGAAACUUCAUUGACUAAAACCAGACAAAGUUUGUAGAAAAGAUCAUUGACUUAUAUAUUUUUUUAUAAUGUAAUCUUUGAGAACACGAAAUCACCAAAUUAUAACCAACAAUUAUGAAACCAAUCAAAUCAAACAAUGAAUUUAGGACUGUAUUACCGACCAGUCACGAAGGGCACAAGCCCAGGGGCCCCGAUUGGGGUCCCCAUUGAUUUUGUUAUAAUGUUUGAGCAUAAGAACAUAAAAUUGGCCAUGGCCUCCGCGACCCCCUCCCCUUUCCGCGACCUUUGCCACCACUGCUAAAAAAGUUAUUUAGGGAAACACUCGAGUAGUGUGUGUAUAUAUAGAUGUCCUUUAACCUAACGUUGUAUUUGUAUUCCUUCACAAGCCAACUCUUGGUCUUUGCCAGUAGGACUAGGGGCUCGGGGCUCACAGUUCACCGUUUCUCCCGUCAUACUGAACCUCCUCUUUCUCUCUCCAGACGGGUCGCAUAGACAAGGCCUACCCAACAGUAUGUGGUCAUACAGGUCCUGUCCUGGACAUAGACUGGUGCCCUCACAAUGACCACGUCAUCGCCAGCGGCUCAGAGGACUGCACAGUCAUGGUACGUACAGCUAGUUUUCACUGCUUACAUCUUUAAAAUGGUGACACUAUGUUCAAGAUGUCUUGGCCCAAGUAUGAAUACCUACCUACUACACAUGUUUAGACUCUGUAUGUGCAUCUUACCUAAUAAAGGAAAGCUCUUUACCCCAUAGAUAUUUUGCAAUGAACUCUGUGACAUCUCUAAAUAGGCCCAGUGUCGUCCAGGGUAGGGGAGGGAAUGGCCGGCAGGGAUGUAGCUCAGUUGGUAGAGCAUGGCGUUUGCAACGCCAGGGUUGUGGGUUUGAUUCCCACGGGGGGCCAGUAUGAAACAUUUAAAAAAUGAUGAAUGCACUCACUAACUGUAAGUCGCUCUGGAUAAGAGCGUCUGCUAAAUGACUAAAAUGUAAUGUAAAAUGUAAAGAAGACUAUGAGAUCGACGUGGGAUCAAUAGCCCUGUCUGUCUGUCAGUGUGCUGCACAUGCUAGUGCUGCAGCCUCAGCCUCCCUGGUGUGCUCUAUACACAAAGCAUGUGUCAUAGCGUAAUCCGAUCCACAGCCAUAAGUGGAUGGUGGGGCGUUGAGGUCAUCCUGUCAGAAUGUCUUGUGUCCUUAUUUGGUCUUAGACAAAUUAAAUAAUGUCUGGAGCAAGAGGUUGACAAGUCCACAGAGAGGUCCAUACAAUAUUUGAUCUAAAUGUAGUUUAUAUGAUACGAUAGACCUUAAAGAUGGAAUACUAAAACAUUUUAGAAAGGUCUGCUCACUGAAACAUAUGUUAUGCAGGUGAAAUAUGAAAUGUUAUGCAGAACUUAUUCCUUUCACAUCCUUGUUUCUGCCCCCAUCAGCUCUCUGCUGCCACCCUUAGACUAAACACUGUUAGUACAUACUGCUAACAUUAGACAAGCACAUCCAUAGUGUACUGACAUCUAGCUAAGGUUGAUUGUCUCAAGGGGUUGAGGAGAAUUUAACUCUAGUAUGUUUGUGUCCAUAGUUAUAAAUGAGAAAAUGGCUAUAAAUGAGUAGAAGGCAAUGGUAUCAUGACUAACUUCAUCUCUCGCUGUCUCCAGGUGUGGCAGAUCCCAGAGAAUGGGCUGGUCACCCCGCUGGCUGAGCCUGUGGUGGUGUUGGAGGGACACUCCAAGAGGGUGGGCAUCGUCACCUGGCACCCCACGGCCCGGAACGUCCUCAUGAGUGCAGGUAGAUACAGGUUUAAUACACUGCUCUCACAAACAAAUACACAGUUACAUUUUCAGUGACAUUAGAUUGUCUGCAGGAGUAUGCCACUUUCAGGAUGGAGUUCAUUUGUCACAACAGCUCUGAGAAUAGGCAUUGUAUAUAUUUUCCACUCUACUGUGGGACUGCACUCUGCUACCAGGCAGUGGUAUGUGGAUUUUGACUGUUGUUUAUAUGGGUCUGUCCCACAAGGCUGUGACAACCUGAUCAUCAUCUGGAACGUGGGGACGGGCGAGGCCAUGAUCCAGCUGGAAGACAUGCACCCUGACGUCAUCUUCAGCGCCUGCUGGAGCCGCAAUGGAGCCCUCAUCUGCACCGCCUGCAAGGACAAGAAUAUCCGUGUCAUUGACCCCCGCAAGGAGAAGAUCGUGGCUGUGAGUGGGCUGGGGACUCUGGGGGAGAUAUGUUGGCUGGAUAUGCACUCUUACUGUAGCACUCUCACACACACACACACACACCCUCCUACCAACACAUGUCAUUGGUGCUGAAACAUGCGAUCCUCUCUGACAGAUGUGUUGUGUUUCAGGAGAAGGACAAGGCCCACGAUGGAGCACGGCCCAUGAGAGCCAUCUUUCUGGCUGACGGAAACAUCUUCACCACCGGCUUCAGCCGCAUGAGCGAACGGCAGCUAGCCCUCUGGAACCCUGUACGUCACCUCCAACCGGACACACACGGAAAUCUGUCAAUGUGCCCUUGAGCGAGUCACUUAACCCUAAUUGCUCCAGGGUCGCCAUUGAUAAUGGCAGACCCUCGCUGUGACCCCACUCUCUGAGGGUGUCUCCGGGAGAGUUGGGAUAUGCAAAAAAAACACAUUUAAAAUUCACACGAGUAAAAUAGGACAUAUAUAAGAACCCACCAAAUUAUUAUUUAUUAUACACAUACAGACAGACAGACGUUCAUGCACUCAUAGAUGCACAUAUCCUUAUCUAACCACAUGAAAUGUAUUUUUUGUUUUGACAGAAAAGCAUGGAGGAGCCAAUAUCAGUCCACGAGCUGGACACCAGUAAUGGAGUGUUGUUGCCCUUCUACGACGCAGACACCAACGUAGUGUACCUUUGUGGGAAGGUGAGGAUGAUAUACAGUGGGGGAAAAAAGUAUUUAGUCAGCCACCAAUUGUGCAAGUUCUCCCACUUAAAAAGAUGAGAGAGGCCUGUAAUUUUCAUCAUAGGUACACGUCAACUAUGACAGACAAAAUGAGAGAAAAAAAUCCAGAAAAUCACAUUGUAGGAUUUUUUAUGAAUUUAUUUGCAAAUUAUGGUGGAAAAUAAGUAUUUGGUCAAUAACAAAAGUUUCUCAAUACUUUGUUAUAUACCCUUUGUUGGCAAUGACACAGGUCAAACGUUUUCUGUAAGUCUUCACAAGGUUUUCACACACUGUUGCUGGUAUUUUGGCCCAUUCCUCCAUGCAGAUCUCCUCUAGAGCAGUGAUGUUUUGUGGCUGUCGCUGGGCAACACAGACUUUCAACUCCCUCCAAAGAUUUUCUAUGGGGUUGAGAUCUGGAGACUGGCUAGGCCACUCCAGGACCUUGAAAUGCUUCUUACGAAGCCAUUCCUUCGUUGCCCGGGCGGUGUGUUUGGGAUCAUUGUCAUGCUGAAAGACCCAGCCACGUUUCAUCUUCAAUGCCCUUGCUGAUGGAAGGAGGUUUUCACUCAAAAUCUCACGAUACAUGGCCCCAUUCAUUCUUUCCUUUACACGGAUCAGUCGUCCUGGUCCCUUUGCAGAAAAACAGCCCCAAAGCAUGAUGUUUCCACCCCCAUGCUUCACAGUAGGUAUGGUGUUCUUUGGAUGCAACUCAGCAUUCUUUGUCCUCCAAACACGACGAGUUGAGUUUUUACUAAAAAGUUAUAUUUUGGUUUCAUCUGACCAUCCAAAUGCACUCUAGCAAACUUCAGACGAGCCUGGACAUGUACUGGCUUAAGCAGGGGGACACGUCUUGCACUGCAGGAUUUGAGUCCCUGGCGGCGUAGGCUUUGUUACUUUGGUCCCAGCUCUCUGCAGGUCAUUCACUAGGUCCCCCCGUGUGGUUCUGGGAUUUUUGCUCACCGUUCUUGUGAUCAUUUUGACCCCACGGGGUGAGAUCUUGCGUGGAGCCCCAGAUCGAGGGAGAUUAUCAGUGGUCUUGUAUGUCUUCCAUUUCCUAAUAAUUGCUCCCACAGUUGAUUUCUUCAAACCAAGCUGCUUACCUAUUGCAGAUUCAGUCUUCCCAGCCUGGUGCAGGUCUACAAUGUUGUUUCUGGUGUCCUUUGACAGCUCUUUGGUCUUGGCCAUAGUGGAGUUUGGAGUGUGACUGUUUGAGGUUGUGGACAGGUGUCUUUUAUACUGAUAACAAGUUCAAACAGGUGCCAUUAAUACAGGUAACGAGUGGAGGACAGAGGAGCCUCUUAAAGGUCUGUGAGAGCCAGAAAUCUUGCUUGUUUGUAGGUGACCAAAUACUUAUUUUCCACCAUCAUUUGCAAAUAAAUUCAUUAAAAAUCCUACAAUGUGAUUUUAUGGAUUUUUUCCCCCUCAAUUUGUCUGUCAUAGUGUACCUAUGAUGAAAAUUACAGGCCUCUCAUCUUUUUAAAUGGGAGAACUUGCAAAAUUGGUGGCUGACUAAAUACUUUUUUUCCCCACUGUACUUGUUAGAGAUGCAUUGUAUUUCCUAAGUCCCUGUCUUAUCCCCCAAACCCAAUAUUGUCUCCCAUCUGGAUGGAGGAUUAGUGACUUCGAUCUUUCUGGGUGGAUUUCACAGGUUUUAACAGUAACCUCUCCUCUGUUCAGGGUGACAGUAGUAUCCGGUACUUUGAGAUCACGGACGAGGCUCCAUUCGUGCACUACCUCAACACCUUCUCCAGCAAGGAGCCCCAGAGAGGUGUGGGCUACAUGCCCAAACGAGGACUGGACGUCAACAAGUGCGAGAUUGCCAGGUAACAACCGUACACUCGGUGUGAUAGCUUUGAGAACUUCUCCUUUUGUCCACUAGAGGGAGGACAUGUUGCAGUAUUUGAGAGAACAGUCCCAAUGCCUUUGAUUCUGCGGCUGUACAUCCUCAUCAUGUUUUGUCUAUUUUACUUGCAGGUUUUAUAAACUGCAUGAGAGAAAGUGUGAGCCAAUCAUCAUGACAGUCCCCCGAAAGGUUUGUGUCUUUUACUCUUUGAAUAUUAUUUGACAUUGAUGCUGUAGAAAAGAGUGCAAUUGUUGUCUAAAUCCGGCAAUAUUAAAGAAUAGAUUACCACCACUGACUACAGUACAAUCCUAACUGAUACCAUUCUAUCCAUCUAUCCAUCCAUCCCACACAUUCAGUCAGACCUGUUCCAGGAUGACCUGUACCCGGACACAGCAGGACCAGACUGUGCUAUCGAGGCGGAGGACUGGUUUGAUGGGAAGAACGGCGAGCCCAUCCUGAUCUCCCUGAAAAACGGCUAUGUCCCCGGCAAGAACCGCGACCUCAAGGUGGUCAAGAAGUCCAAUGUCCUGGAGGGCAAGCCAGCCAAGAAAGCAGCAAAUACCUCGCCUGCCCAGAGCAAGGCCUCUCCACAUCCAUCUAUAGUGAGUAGGACUGGACACUUUCAGUAACAACUGUCAAGAUAUAUUAAGACAAUAUAGUGAAUAAAACUGUACUUUUAACACAGCCAAUAGACAAGAUGUGUUAAAAUAAACCAAGAAAAUCAGCUACAGGAACACAGUGAAUAGAUUUGAUUCUCAACAAUUUGAUAUCAGAACAGUACUGGAACAUUUUCUGCUAUGGCAUUUUAGCCACCAGAUGGUUUGUGAAACAAUGUAUCUUGUCAUUAUUUAACUGGAAGUUCUUUCUAUGCUUUAUUGCAGCAAAAUGAAGGGAAACUGGAGGAGCUACUGCAAGAGGUCAAGUCGCUCAGGGACCUCGUCACCCUACAGGACCGUCGAAUUGCCAAACUGGAGGACCAGAUGUCCAAGGUCGCCAUCUAAGACUCAGCCCCCCGCUCAGGACCAUUCAUUGAUUGGGAGAUAAAGUGAACAGGGCCAGUUACUGCCAAAAUAUGAGAAUUCGGCUUCAUCAUUCCGCUUGGCAUCUUCCCAGCGACGAUCCCCAAGCACACAUUCCAAGAUUAACUUUGUUUUUUUAUCAUCAUGUGUACCCCUCACACUUUCCUCUAAAAUACUUAGAGAAAAAACUGUUGCAAUUCAUAGUCUACCUUUUUACUGGGGAUGAAAUGCAUUUAAAUAACUGCCAUUGUUUUGGUUGACGGAAAAGUCUUACCAUUUUGUUAUUGUUUUAAGUUGUGGUCAAGAAUAUUCUGAUGUGAAGUUUGUACUUACUGCGAUACUCUCAACCAUAGUAUGUAGCCACCAGUAUUGCCAUAUUCCCUUGAUUUUUGUGCUGCCAAAUUUUAAUGGUGUGUGUGGGUGGUUGUCAUUUAUUUUGUGUCUUUUCUCCUGUUUUGCAUUCCAGUUACAGACUAUAGGGUAAUAUAAUGAUUUAGUCAAAGAGAAGGAUUAUCUUCGAACCAACGUAAUCUGUUACACUGUUGCAAAAGGAAGAGAAAGAAAUCAGAGUUUUUCCACCACGCCAGCUGCUCGUAUUAAGCAUCAGGUCACUGAAUGUGAAGGAAGUCCUCCUGACGAUACUGUUAGCUCUUCUGGGUGUAGAUUUUAACAGUGGGGGUAUCGGGAGGCAGUGGCGUAAACUGCAGCUCUCGCUGGUGUAAAUGUAGUGGUGCCUCUGUCACGCUGUGGAUGGUAUUAUGGGUCAACCUGAUGUCCCCCUCUCUGGUGCAUUUUGUGGCAUUGGAAAGGGACCACUCUCUCAGCAUUUCUUUCACUCGACCAUCUAGUUUAUAUAGUUCGGUGCAUGCAAUAAAGAUUUUACACAUGGAAAUGUCUUCUCCACAAUAAAUCCCUUAAAUUCUUUCUUUGCACUAACUUCUCUUUCUGCCUUUUUCACCUCUGUCCGUCUUCCUGGCUUGAAUGAAAUUAGCCACACACUGAAGCAGGCAGAGCAAUGCACAGUCUGAUGCUAGACAGAUCUCAAGUGGAUUUUAGAAACAAUUAUGUGAAUAU
This is a messenger RNA of Coregonus sp. 'balchen', 55294 nucleotides long. Lineage: Eukaryota; Metazoa; Chordata; Actinopteri; Salmoniformes; Salmonidae. The record is from the annotation of a GenBank genome assembly.